GGUUUUUUUAGUGUAUUAAAAAUCUCUUUCCCUCCCCUCCCCCUUCCUCCUGCCUCAACUUGUCCUCUGACCUGGGCGAAAAUCCCUAUCAACUCUGAAGUGUAAGUUCACGCUUAAAGUCAGGUCCAUAAAUAUUGGGACAUCAGCAUAAUACUCAUCUCUCUGGCUGUAAACACCACCACAGUUGACUUUAAAUGAAACAAACAAGAUGUGCUUUGACUGCAGACAUUCAGCUUUAAUAUAUGGUUAUUUACAUCCACAUUAGGUGAAAGGUGUAGGAAUUAAAACAGUUUGUGUAUGUGCCUCUCACUUUUUAAGGGACCAAAAGUAUUGGGACAAACCAAAAAUCAUACAUCAAACUUUCACUUUUCAAUAUAUGAAAAGCAAAUCCUUUGCUGUCUAAGACAGAUAGAUACACCAGACGCUGGGUUUCACCCCUAGUGUUGCUCUGCCAGGCCUCGACUGCAACUGUCUUCAGUUCCUGCUUGUUCUUGGUGCAUUUUCUCUUUAGUUUUAUCUUCAGCAAGUGAAAGGCAUGCUCAAACGGAUUCAGGUCAGGUGAUUGACAUUUCAUAACAUUCCACUUCUUUGCCCUACACCGUGCACCUGAUUUGGAUGUAAAUACCCUUAAAUUAAAGCUGAAUGUCUGCAGUCAAAGCACACCAUGUUUGUUUCAGUUCAAAUCCAUUGUGGUGGUGUUUACAGCCAGAGAGAUGAGAAUUGUGUUGACGUCCCAAUAUUUAUGGACCUGAUGGUAUAUAUAUAUAUACUUAUUGGGCAAUCACUUAAAUGUUACAUUUUUGCUCUGCAGUUUAUAAUUAUAUUUCACUGUUUUGUAUUUCACCUCAAUAAUUUGCAUAAGAAAGUAAAAAGUGAAGAGGUCCUUCAUUGUGUUUGUGCAUUUUCUCUCCAUUGUAACAAACAUUUUUUACAGGCCAAGGGAGCUGCAGUAACAUCCUUUUACUAAUCAAGUGCCACAAAUUGUAGACUUUGAUAAGAAAUGAGAAAACUAAUGAUCCACAGUGAAAAGUUGUGAUUGCAGUAAACUAUAAGAUGCUGAUUUUUUUGCAACUAAAUUUAUUUACUUUUUGUCCCUGUCUUUUCUCUCCUGAACUCGAUGCUAUCUCUACUGCGGGCCCAGUUCAACGUUGGCAACUCAGCUGUAAGUUCACAAAUAAAGUAACUUAAAAAUGUUUACACUGUUACUUUUUUAAACAUAUCAUGUAAAAACCUGACAUUAUGUUCUUAUUUGACAAACUGCAACACAUUUUCAUUGUAACACAAACCAUUUUAAAUAACACUUAAUUAAUUUUGCCGGCUGACUACAGUUGAAACUGCAAUGCAGUGAGAUACAAUUAAACUAAAAAUCUCUUGUCUCUAUUUUUCCAUUUUCCUUUUUGCCAACUUUGUCCUAUCUCCAAGUGCAGACCGCUUUGUGGCGACUCGACGUAAGUUCACACAGGAAUUACAUUUUCAUCAGUAAUACAGUGUGCCAUUAUUCAACACAUUAUGGACCCCUCAUCAUGUCCUAACUUAACAAUUUGUUUCCUUUGAUUAUGUAAUACUCACAGUUGGAAAUGAACAGCUUGAAUGUAAUAUGCAGUACACUUAUUUGCAUUUCAUUUCCAAUCCCUGGAAAGCAAUUUAUUACUAUUAGAUUGUGGAGUUGGAAUUUUUUAACGAUGAAAAUCCAAAUAAUUACUAAUUGAAUGUGAUUCCCUCCUUUGUGCAUCUCUCAUAUUAAAAAAAACAAGCAAAUUUAAUGUUCUUUAAUAUGGAAUAGACAAUCAUUAUUUAUGCAGCCAUUGAUUUAUUUUAUUAUUCAUUUAAUCCUAUGUUUAGAUAUGUGUAUAUCCUUCUAAGGUACCUUGCAUGCUUCUGUUUACAGCCCAUGGAGGUGCUUGGCCUCAUUACUACUUUUUACAUUGUUGGAAUACUUAAAACACAGUAAAGGAAAUUACCUUCUCCAAAAUACAUAAUAUUUUAUCAGCAGAGUAAUCCAUUGUUACUUUUGCUUAGCAGGACAUGGUUAUGAACAUUAUAAAGGGAACUUAAAGUACUUAAAGAGUCUAAAAUACACAGGGAUAAUAGAACUUUUUGUAAAAUACUUUGAGGUCCUAAAUUUAAAAAGGUGGCUCUGUGGUUGGAUUCAAGUUGGAGUCACUGGAGGAUGUGGUGAAGAGAUGUACUGUGAGGAAGGUGGAGGCUAUUCUAGAGAACAUGGAUCACCCACUUCACAACACCUUGGUGGACCGAAAGGCCUAUGUUGGUGGACGGCUCCUCUCUCUUUGCUGCAGGGAAAAAAGAUUCAGAAGAUCUUUUGUACCCACAGCCAUCAGACUCUACAAUUUGAAUAGUAGAUGACUUUUUGAGACAUGACAAAUGAGACUACAGACAAUUGAAUUUCCCUUAGGGGAUAAAUAAAGUUCUUCGUAUCUUAAAUUAAUUUUUGAUUAACUCUCAUGAGCACUUUGGAUUUUUAGUUCUUAUUAAUUUGAUUGAUGGGUUAUCAAACAGGGCAAUGGUCAAUUCCAGAAUUUGACUCAACUUGGCUUUUGAUAGAUGUAUAGUUAAGGAUAGCCAUGUGGUGGGUUAAGUAAAAGCACAUAAUAUUGACAUUAGCUUUAAAUGGAUGUUGGUUCAUUUUAUUUCUUUUAUAAAAAAUGAUUCAUGUUUGUUUUCAUUGUGUCUUACAGGUAUCCUGUCCAGUCUCCCCACUCUCCCCUAUCUUUUUGGCUGCUCUGACUUUCCUGUCUCCUCUACCGCUCUGUCUGAUUGAAAAGCCACUCUAUCUUGUAUCCCCCUUUUCUCUAUCCCUCUAACUAAGUUUUGGAUGCUCUGACUUUCCUGUCUCCUCUACCGCUCUGUCUAAUUGAAAAGCCACUCUAUCUUGUGUCCCCCUUUUCUCUAUCCCUCUAGCUAAAUUUUGGACGCUCUGACUUUCCUGUCUCCUCUGCCGCUCUGUCUAAUUGAAAAGCCACUCUAUCUUGUGUCCCCCUUUUCUCUAUCCCUCUGACUAAGUUUGGUUACUCUGACUUUCCUGUCUCCUCUACCGCUCUAUCUGAUUGACAAGCCUUUCAGAAACCAUUGUAACAAGCCUUUAAGAAACCAUUGUAACAAGCCUUUCAGAAACCAUUGUAACAAGCCUUUCAGAAACCAUUGUAACAAGCCUUUAAGAAACCAUUGUAACAAGCCUUUCAGAAACCUAUUGAAAUUGCCUCUAUUGAGAAACCAUCUUAUGAAACUGCUUCCAUUGAGAAACCUAUUGAAACUGCUACCUUUUUGAGAAACCUUUUGAAACACAAUUUUUUGGAAAUAUUUUAAUAAAUCAUUUUGAGAAACCUUUUGCUAACCCCUUUUUGAGAAACAUUUUGAUAUACCAUUUUUGAGAAACCUUCUGAUAAACCUUUUGAAACACAAUUUUUGAGAAACCUCUUGAUACACUGUUUUUCAGAAGCCUUUUGAUAAACCUUUUGAAACACAAUUUUUGAGAAACCUUUUAAUAAACCAUUUUUGAGAAAUCUUUUGAUAAACCAAUUUUGAGAAAUCUUUUGAGAAACCUUUUGAAACACAAUUUUUGAUAAACCAUUUUUGAGAAAUCUUUUGAUAAACAGUUUUUUCAGAAACCUUUUGAUAAACCUUUUACAAUACCACUUUUGAGAAAACCUUUGAUAAACCUUUUUGUAAACCAUUUUUUAAACCAUUUUUGAGAAUCCUUUUGAAACACCAUUUUUGAGAAACCUUUUGAAACUGUUUUACUUCUUAUACAACCACUACUUUGAAAAAUCCCUAAUUUUGCACAAGUCUGAUUGUUGUUUUAGGUCCUCCUUUCCUGUGUGUGGAUCCAGAGUUUCACCAGAAGUGUCAUCAGCACCACCACAUCUGCAUCCCUGAUUUUGAAAGAAAAAAAAAAAGUUCCAUAUAGAAUAUUUGAGUUAGAUAUUAUUUCAAGCUCAAAGUUCUAAGAUUUAAAAAUUGUUGAUUUGUGUUUUUUCUGAAAACAUUUAUAUAGUCUUGUGUAGGAUUUUCUUAUAAAACAUUUGAUAAACUAUUGUGGUAUACACACAGUUAUAAAUUAGAUUUUUUGGAGACUAUAAGAGCUGUUAAAUAACGUCCUCUUGAAGAAAUAAAGCAUUUUUGUCUUUACUGGUGCUUGUCAUUAACUUUUAAUUGUUGCAUAAACACAUUGUUGUGAAAGAAUAGUUACAAUGCCAAGGAAGAGUAAGAAGUCACAGGCUGCAAGCCAGCGCUGGCAGAGGGUUCAUGACAUUGAUUGUGUGAGUACUGGACAAACAGAUGGUGUUCCUCAGAGUAGUGGAGAGGUAAAGAGGUCUGAAGUGUCUGAUGCUGUGAAACAGGGAGGUCCAAGUGCAUCAUGUCAACCACAGGCAUCUUAUGCAGAUGUGAGUGAGUCACUUGCAGCAGGUCCAUCUAACUCUGAACAGGUAAACCACAGAUGUGAAAGUAAUGAUCCAGGUGCGCAACAGGUAACAUAUGCAGACAUGUUGAAGAGAAAAGUUCCUCGUGUGUCAUGUACUGCCGGUCCGUCCAACUCUCGUCAGAUAAACUACGUAGCCCAAACUGACAAGCCAUUUUCAACCCAGGUAUCGUAUCCAGACACAGUUAACCACCGUAAUUAUCAGUCUGUAUCAGCCUCUUCUCAGCCAGGAAAUAUUAACGCUGUUAAUAAGUCAGGUGAACAAAAUGUCUGUGCGUCACGCAGCCAAGCGUCUCUGAAAUACGGCCGAUCCAGAAACCAGCAGUGCACCUGUAACUCACUGACAUUUCUAGCAUUCCUGUAUGAGAAAGAACACAUCACCAGAGCAGAUCUGGACCGUGUUUUGGAUAAAGGUGAUGCGAUGUACAGAGAAAUCAGAAAAACUGUUGAUCACGCCCAUCUGACAACCGAUGAGCUCCCUGACCAGGUUCCUGCCCGCAGACACAUGCAGACUGUUGACAAGUUACAGCUGUCUAGAUACGGUACGUUUGGAGAUCCAGAUCCCGGAGCUGUUGAUACCUUUCUGGACCUCGAGAUGGGACUGAGCUGCUUAUUAUCAGAUGUGCAGUAUGCUUUGCUGCUAAUGACUUCACUGUGCAUUGCAGUUUUCAGAACCAGAGAUGGCAGGUACGGUUUCUUUGACCCACAUGCUAGGACAGCUAACGGUUUGCCUCUGCUUAAGGCCACACCUACUCCUGGUACCGCUGUCAUGGUAACAUUCACACGCCUCAGUGACAUGAUUCAAAGGCUCAUCAGGUAUCACCACAUAUUGGGCACAGCAGCGUCCUGUAACUAUGAGCUCAAGCCAGUUGUGUUCUGUGAUGUGAACCCAAGUGAUGCUAUCCCAGCCACAGAAAGUCCGUCCACAAGUCCCUCUGUCACAACCACUGUGAUAAAUGAUGACACAAGUGCCCCACAGAUGAACACUGAUGUCCAUGAAAACACUGAAUGGGACAUGGAAACUGAACCAGAACCACUAAUCAACUUCAACCAGUGUUCUGUCACAUUAACUGGUCCUGAAUUUCUCACUCCAGAGAUUGACACUAUUGUAAGUGAUGACAGAUCACAGAAAGCCUCAACUUUGAUGGAAACUCAAGCUCAUCAAACAGGUCAAAUCAACAAUAAUUCUGUCCCAUUAGAGGAAACUCAACAGAACCAAUCAAAUUUGACACAACCAUUGAUAAUGAUCCCCGUUGCUAGUGACAAAGUUAUCCAUGACAUCUCCACUAAACUGUCAAAAUUAAGCAAACAGCAAAAAAAGAAAUUUAAGAGGAGACUAAUGAGAUCCGGAAAGACAUUUGAAAAGAAAGAGAAUCAAAAAAGGAGAGAGAGAGAAAAGUAUGCUAAGAAUGAAACAUAUAAAGCAAAGAAAAAGUCUUAUUCAAGUAACAAAUAUUCUGUAAAUCCUGAGAUACGGACAAAGAAAAGACAAAAGAUCACAUCUAAAUAUAGAGAAAGCACAGACUUCAGACUGAAACAAAAAGAAUAUAUCACACGAAAAUACAGGGAAAAUGUCGAUUUUAAAGGCAGACAAAAAGAAUAUAUCACCAAAAAAUACAGAGAAAAUGUUGAUUUUAAAGGCAGACAAAAGUUAAAUUUCAGGAAAAGAUAUGGAGAAAAUGUUGAUUUUAAAGGCAGACGAAAAGAAUAUUUCACGAAAAAAUACAGAGAAAAUGUUGAUUUUAAAGGCAGACAAAAGGAAUAUAUCAGGAAAAAAUACAGAGAAAAUGUUGAUUUUAAAGGCAGACAGAAAGAAUAUAUCAGAAAAAAAUACUCAGAGGACGUUAAUUUCAGGCAAAGACAGCAAUCAUAUAUCAAUCAUCGAUAUGCAAAUGAUGAAAUAUUCCGGAACCGACACAGACAGCUGAUGAGACAAAUGAUGCGAGACAGGUAUAAGACAAAUCUUGCAUACAGGACAAUGCAUAAAAUCAGAUGUGCAUUGAAAAUAUCAAAGAAAUACAAACGGAUAAGUAAACAAGCACAUGAGACUGACAGAGAGAGUGAAAACCCACUUAUUGAAAGUGCCAUAAAUGAUUUCCGUUCACACAUUAAAGCUGGUCCCACCCAUGUUUGCACAGUUUGUCACAAAGCCUCAUUUCCAAACCAGGUGCAAAAGUGCAAGAGGUCCAACUAUGUGAAAAAUCCAAUCAUGGUUUCAGCUUGUCUCAAAGGUCAGUACGUCCAUGAUUGUAAUGAUGACUGCAGAAAUCAGUGCACUGUCCCUGAUGAGAGAAAGACUGAGUGGAUUUGUCACACCUGCCAUGACCAUCUGAAAAAUGGAGCCAUGCCCAAACUUGCCAUAGCUAAUAACUUGGAGCUUGCUGACAUACCACCUGAGCUGUGUGACCUCAACAUACUGGAGAGACAUCUGAUAGCAAAGUGCAUAACAUUUGCCAAAAUCAUUCCUCUUCCCAAAGGCAGACAGAGAGCUAUACAUGGUAAUGUUGUAUGUGUUCCCUCUGAAGUCCAGGAAACAAUUCAGGCUCUACCCAGAUUGAGAAAUGAAUCUCAGGUCAUGAGAGUAAAACUGAAGAGACGUUUGAGUUACAGAGGUCACCAUCUGUUUCAGACUGUUACCUGGUCCAAGCUAGUGCAGGCUCUGCAUAAACUGAAAGAGAUACACCCCCAGUAUGAAGACAUCACUAUUAGAGAUGAGGAGGAGUUAUGUGACCCCACACUUCCUGAUGAUGGUGAUGAGGAUGAGGAUGAGGAUGAUGGUAAUGAUAUUACAAUGAAUGAUGACGACUAUGAUGAUGAGGAUUUGAUGGAAAUUGAUAGAAUUGAGGCUGCUGCCAUGUAUGAGGCUGAAACUAAUGUUGAAAAUGAGGAUGAAAACACAGAGCUGUGUGAUAAAAGUCAGACCCAGGACAAUGAUGAUCAGACACAACAACAGGAUGCAGAUGCAGACAUAUCUAAUGGUGGUGUUGUUUUGGAGUCGUGCCUUCAGCCACGUGAUGUUUCUGAGGAGAUACUGUGUUUCAGUGACUCUACAUACUCAGUAGCUCCAGCAGAGAGAAACAAUCCAGUCAGUUUUUUCAAAACUCCCAAACUAGAGGCCAUGGCGUUUCCUGUUCAGUUUCCCACUGGUGAGAAUACACUGGAUGAAAACAGACCAAUGAAACUAUCACCCAGUAGUUAUUUUAAAGCAAGGCUCUUUGGUGUCGAUGAUCGCUUUGCCAAAGAUACCAACUACCUGUUCUUUGCACAGUUUGUGACUGAAAUACACUUGGCUACCUCCAGCAUGUCAAUACAGUUACGCAAAGGCAAACCUUUGACCAGAGACGGACGUAAAAUAACAUCCAGAAUGUUGAGAGACAAAUAUGAAGUGGAGAGACUGGUGAGAAACAGAGAUGCUAUCAGAUUUAUGCAGCCGCUCAGAGGAACACCAGCCUACUGGGACAAAACUACAAAAGAUCUGUUUGCUAUGAUCAGACAGUUGGGCAGUCCUACUUUCUUUGUCACAUUUUCUGCAGCAGAAAUGCGUUGGCCUGAGGUGAUUAUUGCUAUAAAAUCACAACAAGGUGAGGAAGUGAAUUUUGAGGAGCUCGACUGGUCCACAAAGUGUGACAUUCUGAGAAGCAAUCCUGUGACAACGAUGCGCAUGUUUGAUAAGCGUGUUGAAGCACUGUACAGAGAUCUGAUCAUGUCUCCUGCACAACCCCUGGGCAAAGUUUUUGACUUCUUUUGGCGUCUCGAGUUUCAACACAGAGGAAGUCCUCAUAUACAUGGUCUUUUGUGGGUAGAAGGUGCACCUGUGUUUGAGAGAGACUCUGACAAAACUGUGUGUGACUUUGUGUCCAAACACAUCUCUGCUCAGCUCCCUGACCCAAAUAAACAGCCUGAACUGUACAAAAAGGUCAAAGAAGUGCAAAUACACAGUAAGAACCACUCAAAGACAUGUUUCAAAAGUGCAAGUUCUGGAUGCCGAUUUGGAUUCCCAAAACCACCCUCCAGACAGACAAUGAUAACAAGACCUGUGGGUGAUGAUGAGGAGUCAGAGAGACUUAAGAGAGCCAAAGAGAAACUUGCACCACUGAAUCAGCUGCUGAAUGAGACACAAACUGAAUCCAUGAGUUUUCAACAGCUCCUGUCUGUCUGUGACUUAACCGCUGAUGAGUAUGAGAAACACAUGAAUGUGAUGAGUCAGUCCAGCAACAUCAUUCUGAAGCGUGAGCCGAAAGACUGCUGGGUAAACACCUACAACCCUCACCUGCUCAAAGCUUGGGAUGCAAACAUUGAUGUGCAGUUCAUUCUCAGCUACUACAGUCUGAUCCAUUACAUAUGUACGUACAUGUGUAAAAGUGAGAACUCUGUGAGCCAGUACCUGCAAACACUCAUUCAGAACUCCGACAGAGAAUGUGUCAAUGAAUGUGAUGAAAUGAAAGCGGUCAUGCAGGCGUAUUCCAAAAAGCGAGAAGUAUCAGCACAAGAAGCUGUUGCCCGAGUGACUUCACUGAACAUGAAAAAGAGUUCACGCAGUGUGGUUUUUGUCCCAACUGAUGACAACCCAGUGAAAAUGAGUCUGCCUGUGUCAAGCCUUGACAACACAACACCAGACAGCUUGAAUGUGUGGAUGACAUCCUUAACAGACAAGUACAAAUCCAGACCUGAAUCACCAGAGUUUGAAGAGAUGUGCAUGGCUGAUUUUGCGUCUACCUGCAGACUGGUGUAUGGACAACAGACCAAGGGCAAGAAAGUGGUACCUUUGCUGAAUGAACUAGGCUUUAUACAGAGACGAGAAAGUGACAACGCUGCUGUCAUCAGGUAUCGCCGCAUAUCCAAAGAGAAAUACCCUGAGCAGUUUUACGGCACAUUGCUUAGACUGUAUCUUCCAUACAGAUCAGACGAUGAGCUGAAAAGACCAUAUUUUCCCACAUAUGAGUCAUUCUAUGAGAGAGGUGUGGUUCAGCUGCCGUAUUCUGACCGACCCCUGAGUGUGAAACUCAUCGUGAAAAGAAACCGAGAGAGGUAUGAAAAAAACAGUGAGGAAAUUGACUCUGCUCUCGAGGACUUUGAACAGAACAGAGGUGUGGUCGAUGAAUGGUGUAAUUUGGCACCUGAAUCUGAACUGGUGAGGUUGGAGUGUAUCGAUGAACUGGAUGCCAGACAGUGUGAAAAUGUCCAAGAGGAUGUACCGGAUUACAGCAGACAAGCAAAUGCUGCUACAGAGGCCAGAGUCAUGAGAGAGCCCCCUACAAUCGAUCCCACACGGUUACGACAAAUGUAUCAGAGUCUGAACCAGAAACAGGCAUGUGUGUUCUAUGCAGUGAGAGACUGGUGCAUAAAACGAGUCUGUGGACGACAACCAGAGCAGUUUUUCUACUACAUCAAUGGUGGUGCUGGCACUGGAAAGUCACAUCUCAUUAAAUGCAUUCAUUCAGAAGCAUCAAAGAUUCUGAGAACUCUACCUAGACGUGCAGAGGAAGCUGACAUCUCAAACCCGACUGUGCUGUUGACUGCUUUCACUGGAACUGCAGCCUUUAACAUCUCUGGAACAACACUGCACUCUCUCCUCAAGCUGCCCAGAAGUUUGAAACCUCCUUUUCAAGGUCUUGGGAACCAACUUGAUGAAAUCAGGUGUGAGCUUUUAAACGCUGAAAUCAUCAUCAUUGAUGAAAUCUCCAUGGUGUCGAAGCCUCUGUUUGCCUAUGUGGAUGUGAGACUGAAACAGAUUAAAGGCAGCCACAGACCCUUUGGAGGAAUGUCAGUCAUUGCUGUGGGAGACUUUUACCAGCUACCGCCUGUGCGACAGUCCAAACCACUCUGUGUCUAUGAUCCAAGUGAACUUGACCUCUGGAGAGACAACUUCCAGGUGAUCACUUUAGAUGAGAUCAUGCGACAGAAGGAUGACAAAACUUUUGCCGAGAUGCUGAACAGACUCCGUGUGAAAACAAGGUCAGAUGAGAUUUCUGAAGCUGACAGAGCUCUGCUGUCACAGCGUGUCACUGAACCACAACUGUGUCCCUCUGAUGUCCUGCACAUUUUUGCUACAAACAAACAAGUCGCAGAACACAACUCUGCUACACUAUCUCUGCUCCAUUCUGAUAUCACCACCAUUGAUGCAGAUGACUUUAAAAAAGACCCACACACUGGACACAUGAAAAGACAAGGUGCACCAUGUCAUGGAAGCAGAAAUGAUCUACCUGACACACUAGAUGUUGCAGUAGGUGCUAGAGUCAUGCUUACCAGAAACAUUGAUGUGUCUCAAGGAUUGGUGAACGGAUCAUUUGCUACAGUAGGCCGUCUCAUAAGCUCUGAAAACAACGGUUCUGCUCUUGUCACUAUGCUUGGUCUCAGGAUGGAUGAUGAAACAGCUGGCAGGAGCUAUCGUACUAGAGGAGACAAUCUUGUGUACAUCGAGAGAUCUGAGGAGGCUCUGCAACAGAAAGGAGUGGUACGCAGACAGUUUCCUGUGAAACUUGCCUUUGCAUGCACGAUACACAAGGUUCAAGGUAUGACCAGAAAAUCAACUGUUGUCUCUCUGAAGCACAUUUUUGAGCCCGGCAUGGCCUAUGUAGCUAUCAGUCGAGUGACCUCUCUCAGCGGACUGUACAUGCUUGAUUUGGAUGAGAGUAAAAUCCAUGCUAACCCUGCAGUCACUGUAUCUUUGGAGACCAUGACACAAGCUAACUUUGAUCACCUCAUGCCUUUUCUCCAGAUCCAGCAUUCUCUCAGCAGACAGGACACUGUGAGCAUCAUUCAUCACAACACCGAAGGAUUACCUGCUCAUGUGAAUGACAUCAAAAGCCAUCAUGAACUGUGUCUUGCAGAUGUUUUGUGUCUGACAGAAACUCACCUACAGGGCUCCUUUGUGGCAGACAGUCUCCAGUUUGAGGGCUACACCAUGUUCAAACGCAACAGACAUUUGUCCUACACUAACUUUCCACAGAUGGCCAGUAAAGGAGGUGGUGGAGUCGCUGUUUAUGUGAAAAACCAUUUGCAGGUUGUGGAGAAACAGUACCUGAAUAAUGUGACUGACCUCGAGUUUGUGGCUUUGAAGGUUGAAUCUCCUGUAAGUGCUCUGAUUGCAGCUGUGUACAGACCUCCAGACUACAGUGUGCCAUCAUUCCUGUCCAAUCUGGGAAGCCUUCUGGACUCACUUGAGAUCAUGGACUGUCAUCCUAUCGUUGUCUGUGGCGACUUCAAUGAGAAUCUCUUUUCUAAUGCAAGUAAGCCAAUUUUGGAUUUCUUUCAGUCCAAGGGAUAUGGUCAACUGAUCACUGCUGCUACAACGGACAAGAACACACUGCUGGACCUGAUUUUCAUCUCAAGACCUCGGCUAUGUCUCUCCUCAGGUAUCGUGCAGACAUACUACAGUUACCACAAUGCCACUUACUGUGUUAUUUCAUCCAACAGGUCAUAGAAGAAACUGCUCUGAAGGGAAAGACAAACUACAGAAGCUGUGGCUAAUGUUAUGCUCAUAUUUUCAGUACAGAUUGAAAUGUGUUUGGUCAUUGUAAAUUUUACUCGUGCAAAAAAUAUUCUUAUGGUUCAGAAUUUUUAUAUAGAAAAUAUUUUUCAGGUUGUAAAAUUUUCCAACUAUUCAAAUGUUAUAAAUGACAAUUUUUGGCCUGUGCAUUUAUCAAGUCCAGUCAAGUCAAGUUAAUCCAUUUAACUUGACUUGACUGGACAUAGGGAGGGUGGGUGCGGAUUGAUAAAUGCACAGGCCAAAACUCUCAGCUGCUGUGUACAAUAAUGUAUACAGCAGCUAAAAUUAAAAACCUCCAUCAGAAAGUGUGUGUUCCCUAAUGAACACACACUUUCUGAUGUUCUAUUACCUACCAGCUGAAACCCCCCUUUUCUCCACCCAACUUUACACCACUCUCUUAGCAUGGGUGGCUGUAAGUACACUAGAGCAAACCUAAGUUUCCUUUUCUUUGGGUAUGUUUUUAGUUUUAAUUUUUUAUUAUUAUUAUUUUUUUUUUUUUCAGUUGUCCCCACCAUCUUUAACCUGACCCCCAUUAGUACUAUCCUGACUAGCUCACUGUAAACUGAAAAAAAUUAUCAAACUGUCAACCAAAAGUAAACACAUCACCCGUGGAUGCAGUAGAGUAAAGCGAAGUUUCCUUUUGUUUGGGUAUUUUUUUUUCUUCUUCAGUUGUCUCUGCCAUCUUUGUCCUGACCAUUAGUGCUGUACUGACUAGCUCACUUAUGAGCAGAAAAAAAUUAUCAAACCAUCAACCAGAAGUAAACACAUCACUUUGGACCACUCAAAGACACAGUCUACCUGCUGUUUAACCCAGUCUUUGGUCAGAGGUGAAGAAGAGAUGACAUCCUCCACACCAUCCCCCUGCUGCUCUCAACAACCAUCAUCGCUGUGCUGGACACACUGCAGCACCCACCAGGACCGUUCUCUCAUGGACUACACAAACAUGUGUUUUACCUGCUUGUGCUCCAGAUGUCCUGAAGCAGCUCUCAAGGACCACCAGACACCAGGCUGAAGCAGAACUGAUGCUGUAGUACCUGUCACUCACUGGGCUCGUUCCUGCUGAACCCCCAAGAAAUAAACCCCUCUUCAAGAAAGUCUGAGGUAAUGUCUUGGUGAACUUGUGUUCAUUCAUGUACAGCUCUGCUGAUACCAUCGUCUUUAACAGCAGUGUUUUCUCCCAGGUCUUCUUUAAGCCAGUUAAGAGAGGAAGAACAGCUUAGCCACUCAGACAGCUGAACACACCAAAGGUGGACAUCAUGCAGCCACCCUGAGCCUUGAGCCUCUCUGUGUGAGGAAGCUUUGCUGCUGCAGACCUGGUGAAGUUGCUCUGCUGCAGUGCUGAAGGUAUUCAUUGUAAUGAUGUGUGUAUUUAUUCAACAUGUUUAGUUUCACAGAUUAUCAACACAAAUGUUUCUGUUUAUUUCCUGUUUUGAACCAGCUACAUUCUCCUACUUCAAGUCACUGUCUGUUCAUCCACGAUGUAGCAAGUGCAGCUAACUAAUGGUGAUCCUACAAUCAAUUGUAUUGAUAUACAGUUAAACUGAAGGGGAUUUUGUUUGUUUUUUUUCAGACCUCUCCUCCUCCUGCCUCUGACUCCGGUAAUGCUAUCAACUCGAAAACUGAUAACUGCACACAGUGAUUCUACAACCACAGGUCAAAGGUCAAAACAUUACCUCACUCAAAACCUUCACUCUGAAUUGUACCGGGCUCGGCUUUUGGUUUUGAAAAAAAGUGCCCAGACAGAACACAGUACUCACUUGAGGAACUGACUGAUUGUCUUCAGGACAGGACAACUAUUACUCUUAUAUUAUUUUGAAUCCUGUUUUCUACAUUAAGUGAUCGGUUGUCGAUAUCUGUUAAUAUUUUAAGUUUCCUGUUUCUUGGACUUAAUUUGUUCUAUCUUAUUUUAGUAUUUUCUUUCCCUUUUACUGUGUAUCUGUCCUUAUAUCAAAAGAUGACCAACACUGAUGAAGGGAAAAAAUACCAGUUACUUCAGUUGUUGCAGGCAGCUGAAUUUCUCGCUUUAAUAUGCUCACCAUAGCCCUCAAAUUUACCUACAAGAGAAGACGUGUUUUUAGAAAUAAAUGAUGUACUUUGGGUUUCAGCUGGUAGGUACACUGCAGGUUUUUCACGUGUGCUUAGUCUUGGGCUAAUGUUUUGGACAGCAGUGAUCCCAGCAUUACAGUGUGAAACAAUCCCAGCUGAAGGUUGUCGUCACAAUCAUCAAACACAGGGCUUGGUUAAACGAACUGUGUGAAGGGAUUUCAUAGAGGAACAAAGUUCCCAAUCCAGCAUUUCAGUAAGACAGAGUAGUGUGAAUGUUUGGAUAAGAAAACACUGGGAUCUAAAAUGCUGACCAGAUUGUCAGUCCACUGCAAUGAGCUGAUGACAGUAUUAGCCUUGGUCUAACUACUGUGAAAAGCCUUUUGGGUGGUAAGGUGGACCAAUACAUGCUAUAAAAAAUACUUCAGUGCCAUAUUUAAGUUAUUAACCUUUCACCUUACUUUGCCCGUAUAUUUCCACAAGCCUGGAGGACUGCAUCUUUUGCAUUUGCAUUCUUUUCCUUACCCUCCACAUUAUUUUAAAUUUUUAAUUUAGAUUUAAUUAAAAAUAUAUAUAUUUUAAUUUCUGUAAAAUACUUCUGUACCACAUUGUACAGUAAACUGCUGAGUUAUUAUUUUUGCAAACAAAUGAGCAGAUGACAAUGAGCUGAUGACAGUAAUAGCCUUGGUCUACUGUGAAAAGCCUUUUGGUGGUAAGGUGGACCAAUUCAUUACAUCAAUUUAUUUCAAGUUAUCAAAUCUACUUUUUAAUCUGAUCAUUUUAGAUUUUGUUUAAUGUUUCAGUUACAUAUCAUUUAAUUUUAUUUAUUAUUAUAAUCAUUUAUUAUUCUAUAAUUUUCUUUUUUUUCUACAUGAGAAGGCCCACAUUUCACUGCAGUUAGCUUUAAAAAAUACUACAAUGCCGUAUUUAAUUCAUAUGCCUUUCACCUUACUUUGCCUGUAUAUUUCCACAAGCCUGGAUAACUUUGCAAUACUUUGUAAUACUGCUGACCGAUUUUAGUAACAAUUUUUUUUAUAACUCUCAAGUCACCAUUUUCAUAUAUUUUUUUAAUGUAUAGGUGUAAAGGUUUUUCAGAUGUGCGAACUUAGUCUUAGGCUAAUCUAAACCCUUAAAAACACACAUAACAGUCCUGUAGCAGACUUUGAAAUCAAAUUUCAAGGUCUGUUUUUAAAGCCCACAACACAGGACUUGGCUCAAUGGGCCAAUACAAAUUUUAUGAGCCAACUUUUGUUAAGGCUUAGUAAUCCGAAAACACAAGAAAAGAGGUGAAUGUGGGUACAGGGCUGCUGGAGUUUGAAUCCAGUAAAUAAUCCAGGGUGUUAGCCUCAGUCUAACAACUGUGUGAAGAGCCUUUAAUGAUUGGGCUAAACAAUUUUAGAAACAACUGAAAAUGUGAUACCUUUGUCCAUCAACAAUCACAGCAACUACAAUCUUAAAACCUUCAGCUUAAGAGACAGAUUGGUCACCCAUGUAAAGAUUUCUGCUUCCAAAACCUGUUCACAAACAAAUUGUUUAUAAUUUGAUUUAAGGCACUAUGGAGCACUAUUUCUUUAUGUGUUUAUGUUUAGAUGUUUUUUUUUUUAUUUUUUUUUUUAUUUUAUGAUUAAUCAUUUCAUUGCUCACAAAAUGUUAAAGAAUUGACAAAAAUAUUUUUCUUUUUUUCUUUGUUUUGGUUUUACUUAUGUAAAAACUCAAUUUGAAUUUUCAAGUUGAUUCAAAUUUUAAAUUAAAAAUAUUUGAGUAAUGUAUUCAAUUUUCUCAUCUACAUUCAUUUCUACUUCUUCCAACAUGAAGGCCUUUUCAGCCAUCUUAAAAAUUCUUUACCAUAUUUUCUGUAAUGUUCAAGUUCAGUUCUUUAGCAAUUUGAAUAUUCAUACAGCUACUGGUUUACCUCUCCCAGUGUUUUUACAUCCAUACAACUCAUCUCUUUUUCAUCAUCUUCUUCUUCAGUUCUGUUACGGUUGAAACAUUCAUACAACUUCUACUUAUAACACUUCACCCCUUUAACAGUUUUUUCAUUUAUACCUUCUCCAUUUAUUACUGGCAGUUUAGCAUUGCUUUUUCAGCUUUCAGCACUCAGCAUUUCCACGCAUUUUCUGCAAGGAAAUGCAAUUUUUCUAGUAUUAUACUUAACACUCUCCCCAUACGUUUCUUUGGACCGCUUCUCCUCCUUCAAACUUUGUCCGAUUUCAACCGUUCAAACUUUAAACUAUUCCACUCCUUCAGGACAUGAUGGCUAUUACUUUUCUCUUUUCUACCCUUUAUACUUUUUAUUAUUUUUCACUUUUUGUGCCAAACUUUUUUUCCCAUAGAAAUGAAUGGGGAAAUCUUCCAAUUCUUCCUGUUAUUCGUCCACCUUCUAAGCCUUAUAACUUCAGCAUACUUUCACCUAGAGACCUCAUUUUUGCUUUAAAAUGUUCAUUGUCUUGUCGACUAUUGAUGUUGUAUUAACCUUUUUGUGCUAUCUUUUACAGUUUUUCCACAAUUUAGCUUUAUGCAACUUGUGGUUUUCAGCAAAUUUCAGGCUUUAUAAUAGGGGUGUAUUGGAGAGGCUAGAGUGAUGAUUUGAAAAGCUAGAGUGCAGACCUCGUCUCUGAUCGACAGAACCUCGCUCGAAUAUAUCGCUCCCACGCCCACAAAUCUCACUCCACAGCAUAAAAAAUACAUCAAAAUAGAGGUAUAUGUGUCCUGCUUCUCACAAAAGAGGUUUCAAAUCAUUAAAUCCUACCCCUUGGCCAGCAGGUGACCAACUGUCCAAAAAAGGCGGAAAUCUCUCCCAUUGACUGUAAUGUUAUUUUCUCCAAGAAAAUCCGGAUCAUCGCUCAGGCUCAGACUUUUUUAACUCGCUGUUGUGGCCACAUUUUUCGGAGUACAGACAUGAAAAACACAUCAUUGUGUUCAUGAAGGCGGAGGAUUCGUACGAUGUUCUUAUUUUCAUUCUGGGACUUAAGGAAAUCACGCUAUGUGAAGAAGUUCAAGCUAAAUUCACUGCAGUUCAGCAGCUUCUCAUUCAAACAGUAGGUCAGUGAUUUGCCUUUGAUCUCACAGCUGUUUAGGAUGCAGUCAUUAACGAGACACACACACACACACACACACACACACACACACACACACACACACACACACACACACACACACACACACACACACACACACAUUCUUGUACUUGUUGCAUUGUCAGGUCUACCUUGCAGUUCACCUGCUUGUACACACAGGUAAUAUGUGUCUGCUUCACCACCUAUCUCCACCCACAAACUUUGAGCUACAGAAACCAUUCUGGGCUUCAAAAAUUCAGCUCAUUGAAGAUAUUAUGGGGUGUUUUGAGGAUUGUGAUAAUAAAUUGUAUUAAUGUGUUUAGCAGAGUCUUGUGUUCUCACAAGCUCCUUAUCAGGAAUAUACAGAGGAUGAGCGUCAGGGCCUACUUGGAGUCCUGUUUCCUUAGCUUCAAGCCUUCUUUCUCCUGCUAUAGUUAUGCAUCCAAGGUCCCCAUGGCAACCAAUUUGUGCACCUGGAGACACACAGCUGACUGGAAAGCUGCUUCUAAUGGCCAUAUGAGACACAUGAAGCCAGGCUCAGCACACAUAGCACUGGGGAUGACACUUAAAACCCUUUACUAGAGCGCUUGAAAAAACUUCAGCCCCUAUCUCCUCACAUGACCUUUGACCUACAGAAACCAUUCAGGGCUUUAAAAUUUGAGCUCAUUGAGGACAUUAUGGGGUGUAUUUAGGAUUUAUAUACAUUUAGAUUUUUCACAUUUUAAAGUCACUCAGUGAUGAUUUAUCAUUUAAUUUUUCAAACUAAUUUGAACUGAUUCAAACUGAUUCAAAUCUUUCUAAUACUUAAAAAAUUAAACUUAUGCCACUUCCCACCUUCCUGCCUUUUAAGGCAAUUUCCUUCUUCAUUCAAACUUUGUGCAAUUUUAGACAUUUUUCUAGCCUCUUUCAGCAUGAAUAAAAUUUCUUUUUAUAGAGCAUAUUCAUACUAUUUGUCCUUCAACCAAUUAAUCAAUUAUCCAACUUACAUUUCUUUCACACCCCUUCAACAGCUUUAACAUUUAUACCUUUCUCCAUGUUUUAUUAGCAGUUUAGCAUUGCUUUUUCAGCUUUCAGCACUCAGCAUUUCCACGCAUUUUCUGCAAGGAAAUGCAAUUUUUCUAGUUAUGGAAAUUGAAGCAUUUCCACUUUUUUUUUACUUAUUAUUCUUCCGUCCCUUUUUUGGACCGCUUCUCCUCCUUCAAACUUUGUCCGAUUUCAACCGUUCAAACUUUAAACUAUUCCACUCCUUCAGGACAUUAUGGCUAUUACUUUUCUCUUUUCUACCCUUUAUACUUUUUGAUUUUUCACUUUUUGUGCAAAAAUUUUUCCAUUAAAAUGAAUGGGGAAAUCUUCCAUUCUUCCUUUAUUCUUCCACCUUCAACCUUAUAACUUCAGCAUACUUUCACCUAGAGACCUCAUUUUUGCUUUAAAAUGUUCAUUCACUUGUCGACUAUUAUAGUUGUACUCAGAUUUUUGAUAUCUCUUACAGUUUUUCCACAAUUUAGCUUUAAGCAACUUGUGGUUUUCAGCAAAUUUCAAGCUUUAUAAUGGGUGUGUAUUGGAGAGUUUAGAGUGAUGAUGUCAUCAGCUAGAGUGCAGACCUCGUCUCUGAUCGACAGAACCUCGCUCGAAUAUAUCGCUCCCACGCCCACAAAUCUCACUCCACUGACACAAAUAAUACAUCAAAAUGGAGGUAUAUGUGUCCUGCUUCUCACAAAAGAGGUUUCAAAUCAUUAAAUCGUACCCCUUGGCCAGCAGGUGACCAACUGUCCAAAAAAGGCGGAAAUCUCUCCCAUUGACCGUAAUGUUAUUUAUCUCCAAGAAAAUCCGGAUCAUCGCUCAGGCUCAGACUUUUUUAACUCGCUGUUGUGGCCUCAUUUUUCGAAGUACAGACAUGAAAAACACAUCAUUGUGUUCAUGAAGGACGGAGGAUUCGUACGAUGUUCUUAUUUUCAUUCUGGGACUUAAGGAAAUCACGCUAUGUGAAGAAGUUCACAGGCUGAAAUUCACUGCAGUUCAGCACCUCUCAGUCAAACAGUAGGUUAGUGAUUUGCCUUUGAUCUCACAGCUGUUUAGGAUGCAGUCAUUAACGAGACACACACACACACACACACACACACAUUCUUGUACUUGUUGCUUUUUGAGGUCCACCUUGCAGUUCAGCUGCUUGUACACACAGUUAAUAUGUGUCUGCUUCGCCACCUAUCUCCACCCACAAACUUUGAGCUACAGAAACCAUUCUGGGCUUCUAAAAUUCAGCUCAUUGAAGAUAUUAUGGGGUGUUUUGAGGAUUGUGAUAAUAAAUUGUAUUAAUGUGUUUAGCAGAGUCUUGUGUUCUCACAAGCUCCUUAUCAGGAAUAGAUACAGAGGAUGAGCAUCAGGGCCUACUUGGAGUCAUGUUUCCUUAGCUUCAAGCCUUCUUUCUCCUGCUAUAGUUAUGCAUCCAAGGUCCCCAUGGCAACCAAUUAGUGCACCUGGAGACACACAGCUGACUGGAAAGCUGCUUCUAAUGGCCAUAUGAGACACAUGAAGCCAGGCUCAGCACACAUAGCACUGGGGAUGACACUUAAAACCCUUUACUAGAGCGCUUGAAAAAACUUCAGCCCCUAUCUCCUCACAUGACCUUUGACCUACAGAAACCAUUCAGGGCUUUAAAAUUUGAGCUCAUUGAGGACAUUAUGGGGUGUAUUUAGGAUUUAUAUACAUUUAGAUUUUUCACAUUUUAAAGUCACUCAGUGAUGAUUUAUCAUUUAAUUUUUCAAACUAAUUUGAACUGAUUCAAACUGAUUCAAACCUUUCUAAUACUUAAAAAAUUAAACUUAUGGCACUUCUCACCUUCCUGCCUUUUAAGGCAAUUUCCUUCUUCAUUCAAACUUUGUGCAAUUUUAGACAUUUUUCUAGCCUCUUUCAGCAUGAAUAAAAUUUCUUUUUAUAGAGCAUAUUCAUACUAUUUGUCCUUCAACCAAUUAAUCAAUUAUCCAACUUACAUUUCUUUCACAACCCUUAGACAGCUUUAACAUUUAUACAUUUCUCCAUGUUUUAUUAGCAGUUUUGCAUUGCUUUUUCAGCUUUCAGCACUCAGCAUUUCCACGCAUUUUCUGCAAGGAAAUGCAAUUUUUCUAGUUAAGUGGAAAUGCUGACACAGCAUUUCCACUUAUUGUUAUUCUACUAUUUCUUUAUUAUUAUUAUUCUUCCGUACCUUUUUUGGCCCUUUUCAACUCCUCACCACUUUGUGCUAUUUUCACCAUUCAAACUUUAUACUAAUGCACUCCUUCAGGACAUUACGGCUAUUACUUUUCACCUUUCUACCAUUUAUACUUUUUGCAAUAUUUCACUUUUUCUGCAAAAUUUGUUCCAUUACAAAUGAAUGGAGAUACAGCUAUAACACCUUCUCACCCUUAUAACUUCUGCAUACUUUCACCUACAGACCUCAUUUUUGCUUUAAAAUGUUCAGCAACGUGUCUGCUACAAAUGUUGUAUUCACUCCUUUUUGCUAUUUCCUACCGUUUUUGCACAAUUUCGCUUGGAGCAACAUGAAGUUCUCUGCCUUUUUCAGCCUGACUCACGCUACAGCGUGUGACGUCAGAUGUUACGUCACCGCUAGAUGCGGGCGGGGCCUUUUGGAUUCACUACACCAAGCAUGAUUAUUUUGCUGCUGCGGCCGCAAUUUUCACUCCACAGCCAUAAAAAACACAUCAAAAUGGAGGUACACUCGUCCUGCUUCUCACAAAAUCGGUCUGAAGUCAUGAAAUUGUACAGCUUGCCCAGGAGGUGAGUACAUUCCUUCAGAGCCAGAGAUUCUGCACUUGUCAUGGGCUGUCUGCUUCGAUCGCACACGCACAUGCACACGCACGGACUCGGCCGCUCGUGCGCGCGCGGGCACACACACACACACACACACACACACACACACACACACACACUGUUUCCAUGAGUGCAUUACUUUCUCUGUUACUAUCUCUCUGUCAGAUUCUGCACUUGUCAUGGGCUGUGUGCUUCGAUCGCACACGCACGGACUUGGCCGCUCGUGCGCGCGCGGGCACACACACAUACACACACACUGUUUCCAUGAGUGCAUUACUGUGUCUCUUUCUCUCUUACUGUCUCUGUCAGAUUCUGCACUUGUCAUGGGCUGUGUGCUUCGAUCACACACGCAUAUGCACACGCACGGGCUCGGCCGCGCGCGCGCGCGGGCACACACACACACACACACACACACACACACACUGUUUCCAUGUGUGCAUUACUCUCUCUCUGUCAGUAGAAAAUACAGCCCCAAUAUGAACUUUGUUGUUACAGUUCUUGUCUUUAACUCUUUUAACAUACUAACUUCUUCUUUUUCUUCUACUUCUGCUUUUCUUUUCUAUACUUUCUACAUUUAUACAAUUAAUUUAACUUCAGCUGUUUCAUACUUUCUGCAUUCAGAUGUAGGGCAGUAACUGAAGCAGGGCAAUAGAUGGUGCUGUUCUGCAUUCUCAAGUUACUAUGGUUGGAUGCUGCAGACUGCAAAAAUCUGUUUUACUAUUUGUACAUUUAAUAGGAACAUUGUUACACAUUGUUUAAAGGCAUUUGUUUUUCAAAUUCAAUUAUCCAUAUCAGUUCUGUUUAUUCACAUCAAUCAUAUACAUUUUUCACUUAGGCUAUCAGACAAUUUGUACAUUAAUCCAACUAAUUUACCUCCAGCUAUACUACAAUUCUUCCAUUCAUACAAUUUCUUCUUCUUCUACUCCACCUUUUCUACAGUUUUUCCGUUUAUACCUUCCUCCAUUUUUUAUUGGCAGUUUUGCAUUGCUUUUUCAGCUUUCAGCACUCAGCAUUUCCACGCAUUUUCUGCAAGGAAAUGCAAUUUCUAGUUUCUAUUAUUAUUAUUAUUAUUCUUCCGUACCUUUUUUGGCCCUUUUCAACUCCUUACCACUUUGUGCUAUUUUCACCAUUCAAACUUUAUACUAAUGCACUCCUUCAGGACAUUACGGCUAUUACUUUUCACCUUUCUACCAUUUAUACUUUUUGCAAUAUUUCACUUUUUCUGCAAAAUUUGUUCCAUUACAAAUGAAUGGAGAUACAGCUAUAACACCUUCUCACCCUUAUAACUUCUGCAUACUUUCACCUACAGACCUCAUUUUUGCUUUAAAAUGUUCAGCAACUGUCUGCUACAAAUGUUGUAUUCACUCCUUUUUGCUAUUUCCUACCGUUUUUGCACAAUUUCGCUUGGAGCAACAUGAAGUCUUCUGCCUUUUUCAGCCUGACUCACGCUACAGCGUCAGAUGACGUCAUACUAGAUGCGGGCGGGGCCUUUUGGAUUCACUAGACCAAGCGUGAUUAUUUUGCUGCCGCGGCCGCAAUUUUCACUCCACAGCCAUAAAAAACACAUCAAAAUGGAGGUACACUCGUCCUGCUUCUCACAAAAUCGGUCUGAAGUCAUGAAAUUGUACAGCUUGCCCAGGAGGUGAGUACAUUCCUUAGGAGCCAGAGAUUCUGCACUUGUCAUGGGCUGUGUGCUUCGAUCGCACACGCACGGACUUGGCCGCUCGUGCGCGCGCGCACACACACACACACACACACACACUGUUUCCAUGAGUGUAUUACUGUCUCUCUUUCUCUCUUACUGUCUCUCUGUCAGAUUCUGCACUUGUCAUGGGCUGUGUGCUUCGAUCACACACGCACAUGCACACGCACGGGCUCGGCCGCGCGCGCGCGCGGGCAAACACACACACACACACACUGUUUCCAUGUGUGCGUUACUGUCUCUCUGUCAGUAGAAAAUACAGCCCCAAUAUGAACUUUGUUGUUACAGUUCUUGUCUUUAACUCUUUUAACAUACGAACUUCUUCUUUUUCUUCUACUUCUGCUUUUCUUUUCUAUACUUUCUACAUUUAUACAAUUAAUUUAACUUCAGCUGUUUCAUACUUUCUACAUUCAGAUGUAGGGCAGUAACUGAAGCAGGGCAAUAGAUGGUGCUGUUCUGCAUUCUCAAGUUACUAUGGUUGGAUGCUGCAGACUGCAAAAAUCUGUUUUACUAUUUGUACAUUUAAUAGGAACAUUGUUACACAUUGUUUAAAGGCAUUUGUUUUUCAAAUUCAAUUAUCCAUAUCAGUUCUGUUUAUUCACAUCAAUCAUAUACAUUUUUCACUUAGGCUAUCAGACAAUUUGUACAUUAAUCCAACUAAUUUACCUCCAGCUAUACUACAAUUCUUCCAUUCAUACAAUUUCUUCUUCUUCUACUCCACCUUUUCUACAGUUUUUCCGUUUAUACCUUCCUCCAUUUUUUAUUGGCAGUUUUGCAUUGCUUUUUCAGCUUUCAGCACUCAGCAUUUCCACGCAUUUUCUGCAAGGAAAUGCAAUUUUUCUAGUUAAGUGGAAAUGCUGAUUAAGCAUUUCCACUUAUUAAGUGGAAAUGCUGAUAGGCAUUUCCACUUAUUGUUAUUCUCCUGUUUCUUUAUUAUUAUUAUUAUUAUUUUUCUUCCGCCAUUUUUUGGCACUUUAUAACUCUUCUCCACUUUGUGCGAUUUCAACCGUUCAAACUUUAAACUAUUCCUCUCCUUCAGGACAUGACGGCGAUUACUUUUCACUUUUCUACCCUUUAUACUUUUUGAUUUUUUUAACUUUUUGUGCAAAAAUUUUAACAUUGAAGUCAAUGGGGAAAUCUUCCAAUUCUUCCUUUUUUCUUCCACCUUCUAACCUUAUAACUUCAGCAUACUUUCACCUAGAGACCUCAUUUUUGCUUUAAAAUGUUCAUUCACUUGUCGACUAUUAUAGUUGUACUCAGUUUUUUGAUAUCUUUUACAGUUUUUCCACAAUUUAGCUUUAAGCAACUUGUGGUUUUCAGCAAAUUUCAAGCUUUAUAAUGGGUGUGUAUUGGAGAGUUUAGAGUGAUGAUGUCAUCAGCUAGAGUGCAGACCUCGUCUCUGAUCGACAGAACCUCGCUCGAAUAUAUCGCUCCCACGCCCACAAAUCUCACUCCACUGACACAAAUAAUACAUCAAAAUGGAGGAUAUGUGUCCUGCUUCUCACAAAAGAGGUUUCAAAUCAUUAAAUCGUACCCCUUGGCCAGCAGGUGACCAAGUGUCCAAAAAAGGCGGAAAUCUCUCCCAUUGACUGUAAUGUUAUUUUUCUCCAAGAAAAUCCGGAUCAUCGCUCAGGCUCAGACUUUUUUAACUCGCUGUUGUGGCCUCAUUUUUCGAAGUACAGACAUGAAAAACACAUCAUUGUGUUCAUGAAGGACGGAGGAUUCGUACGAUGUUCUUAUUUUCAUUCUGGGACUUAAGGAAAUCACGCUAUGUGAAGAAGUUCACAGGCUGAAAUUCACUGCAGUUCAGCACCUCUCAGUCAAACAGUAGGUUAGUGAUUUGCCUUUGAUCUCACAGCUGUUUAGGAUGCAGUCAUUAACGAGACACACACACACACACACGCACACACAUUCUUGUACUUGUUGCUUUUUGAGGUCCACCUUGCAGUUCAGCUGCUUGUACACACAGUUAAUAUGUGUCUGCUUCACCACCUAUCUCCACCCACAAACUUUGAGCUACAGAAACCAUUCUGGGCUUGAAAAAUUCAGCUCAUUGAAGAUAUUAUGGGGUGUUUUGAGGAUUGUGAUAAUAAAUUGUAUUAAUGUGUUCAGCAGAGUCUUGUGUUCUCACAAGCUCCUUAUGAAUAUAUACAGAGGGUGAGCGUCAGGGCCUACUUGGAGUCCUGUUUCUUUAGCUUCAAGCCUUCUUUCUCCUGCUAUAGUUAUGCAUCCAAGGUCCCCAUGGCAACCAAUUUGUGCACCUGGAGACACACAGCUGACUGGAAAGCUGCUUCUAGUGGCCAUAUGAGACACAUGAAGCCAGGCUCAGUACACAUAGCACUUGGGAUGACACUUAAAACCCUUUCCUAGAGCGUUGGAAAAAACUUCAGCCCCUAUCUCCUCACAUGACCUUUGACCUACAGAAACCAUUCAGGGCUUUGAAAUUUAAGCUCAUUGAGGACAUUAUUGGGUGUAUUUAGGAUUGUUAUUCAUUUAAAUUUUUCACAUUUUAAAAGUCAGUCAGUGAUGAUUUAUCAUUUAAUUUUUCAAACUAAUUUAAACUCAUUCAAACUGAUUCAAACCUUUCUAAUACUUCAAAACUUUCUGAUACUUGAGGACUUUUGAUAAUUUAAAAUUUCCCUGUUUUAAAUUAGUUUUAAUAUUUAUGCAUUACUCCAUCAUUCAAACAAAAUCCUACCUCAAGUACGACAACUACUGCUAAUGUCAAUUGAACUAGAACUUUCCCCUCUACUUCAACUGCUAUUGCUCCUAUUUCUACUUUCUUUACUACUUUGACUUAUACUUCUUUUAUUCUCAAUCUACUUCUACUGCUGACAUGACUACUAGUAUCACAACUUGACUUCUUAUCAUACUACUUCUAGUACUACAAUUUAAACUUAUGCCACUUCUCACCUUCCUGCCUUUUAAGGCAAUUUCCUUCUUUAUUCAAACUUUGUGCAAUUUUCGACAUUUUUCUAGCCUCUUUCAGCAUGAAUAAAAUUUCCUUUUAUAGAGCAUAUUCAUACUAUUUGUCCUUCAACCAAUUAAUCAAUUAUCCAACUUAUAUUUCUGUUCACCCCUUCAACAGCUUUAACAUUUAUACCUUUCUCCAUGUUUUAUUAGCAGUUUAGCAUUGCUUUUUCAGCUUCAGCACUCAGCAUUUCCACGCAUUUUCUGCAAGGAAAUGCAAUUUUUCUAGUUGUUAUCCUGUUCUUUAUUAUUAUUAUUUUUCUUCCGCCGUUUUUUGGACCGCUUCUCCUCCUUCAAACUUUGUCCGAUUUCAACCGUUCAAACUUUAAACUAUUCCACUCCUUCAGGACAUGAUGGCUAUUACUUUUCUCUUUUCUACCCUUUAUACUUUUUUGAUUUUUUUAACUUUUUGUGCAAAAAUUUUAACAUUGGAGUCAAUGGGGAAAUCUUCCACUUCUUUCUUUUUUUCUUCCACCUUCUAGACCUUAUAACUCUAGCAUACUUUCACCUAGAGACCUCAUUUUUGCUUUAAAAUGUUCAUUCACUUGUCGACUAUUAUAGUUGUACUCAGUUUUUUGAUAUCUUUUACAGUUUUUCCACAAUUUAGCUUUAAGCAACUUGUGGUUUUCAGCAAAUUUCAAGCUUUAUAAUGGGUGUGUAUUGGAGAGUUUAGAGUGAUGAUGUCAUCAGCUAGAGUGCAGACCUCGUCUCUGAUCGACAGAACCUCGCUCGAAUAUAUCGCUCCCACGCCCACAAAUCUCACUCCACUGACACAAAUAAUACAUCAAAAUGGAGGUAUAUGUGUCCUGCUUCUCACAAAAGAGGUUUCAAAUCAUUAAAUCCUACCCCUUGGCCAGCAGGUGACCAACUGUCCAAAAAAGGCGGAAAUCUCUCCCAUUGACCAUAAUGUUAUUUUUCUCCAGGAAAAUCCGGAUCAUCGCUCAGGCUCAGACUUUUUUAACUCGCUGUUGUGGCCUCAUUUUUCGAAGUACAGACAUGAAAAACACAUCAUUGUGUUCAUGAAGGACGGAGGAUUCGUACGAUGUUCUUAUUUUCAUUCUGGGACUUAAGGAAAUCACGCUAUGUGAAGAAGUUCACAGGCUGAAAUUCACUGCAGUUCAGCGGCUCUCAGUCAAACAGUAGGUUAGUGAUUUGCCUUUGAUCUCACAGCUGUUUAGGAUGCAGUCAUUAACGAGACACACACACACACACGCACACACAUUCUUGUACUUGUUGCUUUUUGAGGUCCACCUUGCAGUUCAGCUGCUUGUACACACAGUUAAUAUGUGUCUGCUUCACCACCUAUCUCCACCCACAAACUUUGAGCUACAGAAACCAUUCUGGGCUUCAAAAAUUCAGCUCAUUGAAGAUAUUAUGGGGUGUUUUGAGGAUUGUGAUAAUAAAUUGUAUUAAUGUGUUCAGCAGAGUCUUGUGUUCUCACAAGCUCCUUAUGAAUAUUUACAGAGGGUGAGCGUCAGGGCCUACUUGGAGUUCUGUUUCUUUAGCUUCAAGCCUUCUUUCUCCUGCUAUAGUUAUGCAUCCAAGGUCCCCAUGGCAACCAAUUUGUGCACCUGGAGACACACAGCUGACUGGAAAGCUGCUUCUAGUGGCCAUAUGAGACACAUGAAGCCAGGCUUAGUACACAUAGCAAUUGGGAUGACACUUAAAACCCUUUCCUAGAGCGUUGGAAAAAACUUCAGCCCCUAUCUCCUCACAUGACCUUUGACCUACAGAAACCAUUCAGGGCUUUGAAAUUUAAGCUCAUUGAGGACAUUAUUGGGUGUAUUUAGGAUUGUUAUUCAUUUAAAUUUUUCACAUUUUAAAAGUCAGUCAGUGAUGAUUUAUCAUUUAAUUUUUCAAACUAAUUUAAACUCAUUCAAACUGAUUCAAACCUUUCUAAUACUUCAAAACUUUCUGAUACUUGAGGAUUUUUGAUAAUUUAAAAUUUCCCUGUUUUAAAUUAGUUUUAAUAUUUAUGCAUUACUCCAUCCUUCAAACAAAAUCCUACCUCAAGUACGACAACUACUGCUAAUGUCAAUUAAACUAGAACUUUCCCCUCUACUUCAACUGCUAUUGCUCCUAUUUCUACUUUCUUUACUACUUUGACUUAUACUUCUUUUAUUCUCAAUCUACUUCUACUGCUGACAUGACUACUAGUAUCACAACUUGACUUCUUAUCAUACUACUUCUAGUACUACAAUUUAAACUUAUGCCACUUCUCACCUUCCUGCCUUUUAAGGCAAUUUCCUUCUUCAUUCAAACUUUGUGCAAUUUUCGACAUUUUUCUAGCCUCUUUCAGCAUGAAUAAAAUUUCCUUUUAUAGAGCAUAUUCAUACUAUUUGUCCUUCAACCAAUUAAUCAAUUAUCCAACUUAUAUUUCUGUUCACCCCUUCAACAGCUUUAACAUUUAUACCUUUCUCCAUGUUUUAUUAGCAGUUUAGCAUUGCUUUUUCAGCUUUCAGCACUCAGCAUUUCCACGCAUUUUCUGCAAGGAAAUGCAAUUUUUCUAGUUAAGUGGAAAUGCUGAUUAAGCAUUUCCACUUAUUGUUAUUCUCCCGUUUCUUUAUUAUUAUUAUUCUUCCGCCGUUUUUCGUCCGCUUUCAACUCCUUCCCAGUUUGUGCGAUUUCAACCGUUCAAACUUUAAACUAUUCCACUCCUUCAGGACACGUUUGCUAUUACUUUUCACUUUUCUACCAUUUAUACUUUUUGUUUUUUUUAACUUUUUGUGCAAAAAUUUUAACAUUGAAGUCAAUGGGGAAAUCUUCCAAUUCUUCCUUUUAUUCUUCCACCUUCUAGACCUUAUAACUUCAGCAUACUUUCACCUAGAGACCUCAUUUUUGCUUUAAAAUGUUCAUUCACUUGUCGACUAUUAUAGUUGUACUCAGUUUUUUGAUAUCUCUUACAGUUUUUCCACAAUUUAGCUUUAAGCAACUUGUGGUUUUCAGCAAAUUUCAAGCUUUAUAAUGGGUGUGUAUUGGAGAGUUUAGAGUGAUGAUGUCAUCAGCUAGAGUGCAGACCUCGUCUCUGAUAGACAGAACCUCGCUCGAAUAUAUCGCUCCCACGCCCACAAAUCUCACUCCACUGACACAAAUAAUACAUCAAAAUGGAGGUAUAUGUGUCCUGCUUCUCACAAAAGAGGUUUCAAAUCAUUAAAUCGUACCCCUUGGCCAGCAGGUGACCAACUGUCCAAAAAAGGCGGAAAUCUCUCCCAUUGACUUUAAUGUUAUUUUUCUCCAAGAAAAUCCGGAUCAUCGCUCAAGCUCAGACUUUUUUAACUCGCUGUUGUGGCCUCAUUUUUCGAAGUACAGACAUGAAAAACACAUCAUUGUGUUCAUGAAGGACGGAGGAUUCGUACGAUGUUCUUAUUUUCAUUCUGGGACUUAAGGAAAUCACGCUAUGUGAAGAAAUUCACAGGCUGAAAUUCACUGCAGUUCAGCACCUCUCAGUCAAACAGUAGGUUAGUGAUUUGCCUUUGAUCUCACAGCUGUUUAGGAUGCAGUCAUUAACGAGAGACACACACACACACACACGCACACACAUUCUUGUACUUGUUGCUUUUUGAGGUCCACCUUGCAGUUCAGCUGCUUGUACACACAGUUAAUAUGUGUCUGCUUCACCACCUAUCUCCACCCACAAACUUUGAGCUACAGAAACCAUUCUGGGCUUCAAAAAUUCAGCUCAUUCAAGAUAUUAUGGGGUGUUUUGAGGAUUGUGAUAAUACAUUGUAUUAAUGUGUUCAGCAGAGUCUUGUGUUCUCACAAGCUCCUUAUGAAUAUAUACAGAGGGUGAGCGUCAGGGCCUACUUGGAGUCCUGUUUCUUUAGCUUCAAGCCUUCUUUCUCCUGCUAUAGUUAUGCAUCCAAGGUCCCCAUGGCAACCAAUUUGUGCACCUGUAGACACACAGCUGACUGGAAAGCUGCUUCUAGUGGCCAUAUGAGACACAUGAAGCCAGGCUCAGUACACAUAGCAAUUGGGAUGACACUUAAAACCCUUUCCUAGAGCGUUGGAAAAAACUUCAGCCCCUAUCUCCUCACAUGACCUUUGACCUACAGAAACCAUUCAGGGCUUUGAAAUUUAAGCUCAUUGAGGACAUUAUUGGGUGUAUUUAGGAUUGUUAUUCAUUUAAAUUUUUCACAUUUUAAAAGUCAGUCAGUGAUGAUUUAUCAUUUAAUUUUUCAAACUAAUUUAAACUCAUUCAAACUGAUUCAAACCUUUCUAAUACUUAAAUAUUAAACUUAUGCCACUUCCCACCUUCCUGCCUUUUAAGGCAAUUUCCUUCUUCAUUCAAACUUUGUGCAAUUUUAGACAUUUUUCUAGCCUCUUUCAGCAUGAAUAAAAUUUCUUUUUAUAGAGCAUAUUCAUACUAUUUGUCCUUCAACCAAUUAAUCAAUUAUCCAACUUACAUUUCUUUCACACCCCUUGAACAGCUUUAACAUUUAUACAUUUCUCCAUGUUUUAUUAGCAGUUUAGCAUUGCUUUUUCAGCUUUCAGCACUCAGCAUUUCCACGCAUUUUCUGCAAGGAAAUGCAAUUUUUCUAGUAUUAUACUUAACACUCUCCCCAUACGUUUCUUUGGACCGCUUCUCCUCCUUCAAACUUUGUCCGAUUUCAACCGUUCAAACUUUAAACUAUUCCACUCCUUCAGGACAUGAUGGCUAUUACUUUUCUCUUUUCUAUCCUUUAUACUUUUUAUUAUUUUUCACUUUUUGUGACAAACUUUUUUUCCCAUAGAAAUGAAUGGGGAAAUCUUCCAAUUCUUCCUGUUAUUCGUCCACCUUCUAAGUCUUAUAACUUCAGCAUACUUUCACCUAGAGACCUCAUUUUUGCUUUAAAAUGUUCAUUGUCUUGUCGACUAUUGAUGUUGUAUUAACCUUUUUGUGCCAUCUUUUACAGUUUUUCCACAAUUUAGCUUUAUGUAACUUGUGGUUUUCAGCAGAUUUCAGGCUUUAUAAUAGGGGUGUAUUGGAGAGGCUAGAGUGAUGAUUUGAAAAGCUAGAGUGCAGACCUCGUCUCUGAUCGACAAAACCUCGCUCGAAUAUAUCGCUCCCACGCCCACAAAUCUCACUCCACACCCAUAAAAAAUACAUCAAAAUGGAGGUAUAUGUGUCCUGCUUCUCACAAAAGAGGUUUCAAAUCAUUAAAUCGUACCCCUUGGCCAGCAGGUGACCAACUGUCCAAAAAAGGCAGAAAUCUCUCCCAUUGACCGUAAUGUAUUUCUUCUCCAAAAAAAUCCUUAUCCCCACUCAGGCUCAGACUUUUUUAACUCGCUGUUGUGGCCACAUUUUUCGGAGUACAGACAUGAAAAAGACAUCAUUGUGUUCAUGAAGGGCGGAGGAUUCGUACGAUGUUCUUAUUUUCAUUCUGGGACUUAAGGAAAUCACGCUAUGUGAAGAAGUUUAGAGCCUCUAAAUCCUCUGCAGUUCAGCUGCUUCUCAUUCAAACAGUAACCAAUUUGUGCACCUGGAGACACACAGCUGACUGGAAAGCUGCUUCUAAUGGCCAUAAGAGACACAUGAAGCCAGGCUCAGUACACAUAGCACUGGGGAUGACACUUAAAACCCUUUCCUAGAGCGCUUGAAAAACCUUCAGCCCCUAUCUCCUCACAUGACCUUUGACCUACAGAAACCAUUCAGGGCUUUAAAAUUUAAGCUCAUUAAUUUUUCAAACUAAAAAAUUCAGCACUCAGCAUUUCCACGCAUUUUCUGCAAGGAAAUGCAAUUUUUCUAGUAUUAUACUUAACACUCUCCCCAUACGUUUCUUUGGACCGCUUCUCCUCCUUCAAACUUUGUCCGAUUUCAACCGUUCAAACUUUAAACUAUUCCACUCCAUCAGGACAUGUGUGCUUGUAUUUUUUUCCUUUCUAUCCUUUGUACUUUUUAUUAUUUUUCACUUUUUGUUCCAAACUUUUUUCCCAUAGAAAUGAAUGGGGAAAUCUUCCAAUUCUUCCUGUUAUUCGUGCACCUUCUAAGCCUUAUAACUUCAGCAUACUUUCACCUAGAGACCUCAUUUUUGCUUUGAAAUGUUCAUUGUCUUGUCGACUAUUGAUGUUGUAUUAACCUUUUUGUGCUAUCUUUUACAGUUUUUCCACAAUUUAGAUUUAUGCAACUUGUGGUUUUCAGCUAAUUUCAGGCUUUAUAAUAGGGGUGUAUUGGAGAGGCUAGAGUGAUGAUUUGAAAAGCUAGAGUGCAGACCUCGUCUCUGAUCGACAGAACCUCGCUCGAAUAUAUCGCUCCCACGCCCACAAAUCUCACUCCACAGCCAUAAAAAAUACAUCAAAAUGGAGGUAUAUGUGUCCUGCUUCUCACAAAAGAGGUUUCAAAUCAUUAAAUCCUACCCCUUGGCCAGCAGGUGACCAACUGUCCAAAUAGGCGGAAAACUGUCCCCAUUGGCCCUAAUGUCUUUUUCUCCAAGAAAAUCCUUAUCGCCACUGAGGCUCAGACUUUUUUAACUCGCUGUUGUGGCGACAUUUUUCGGAGUACAGACAUGAAAAACACAUCAUUGUGUUCAUGAAGGGCGGAGGAUUUGUACGAUGUUCUUAUUUUCAUUCUGGGACUUAAGGAAAUCGUGCUAUGUGAAGAAGUUCAGAACCCUAAAUUCACUGCAGUUCAGCAGCUUCUCCAUUCAAACAAUAGGUCAGUUCAUGGCUUUGAUCUUACAGCUGUUUAGGAUGCCGUCAUUAACGAGACACACACACACACACACACAUUCUUGUACUUGUUGCUUUAUGAGGUCUACCUUGCAGUUCAGCUGCUUGUACACACAGUUAAUAUGUGUCUGCUUCACCACCUAUCUCCACCCACAAACUUUGAGCUACAGAAACCAUUCUGGGCUUCAAAAAUUCAGCUCAUUGAAGAUAUUAUGGGGUGUUUUGAGGAUUGUGAUAAUAAAUUGUAUUAAUGUGUUCAGCAGAGUCUUGUGUUCUCACAAGCUCCUUUUCAGGAAUAGAUACAGAGGAUGAGCGUCAGGGCCUACUUGGAGUCCUGUUUCCUUAGCUUCAAGCCUUCUUUCUCCUGCUAUAGUUAUGCAUCCAAGGUCCCCAUGGCAACCAAUUUGUGCACCUGGAGACACACAGCUGACUGGAAAGCUGCUUCUAAUGGCCAUAUGAGACACAUGAAGCCAGGCUCAGUACACAUAGCACUGGGGAUGACACUUAAAACCCUUUCCUAGAGCGCUUGAAAAAACUUCAGCCCCUAUCUCCUCACAUGACCUUUGACCUACAGAAACCAUUCAGGGCUUUAAAAUUUAAGCUCAUUGAGGACAUUAUGGGGUGUAUUCAGGAUUUAUAUUCAUUUAAAUUUUUCACAUUUUAAAGUCACUCAGUGAUGAUUUAUCAUUUAAUUUUUCAAACUAAUUUAAACUCAUUCAAACUGAUUCAAACCUUUCUAAUACUUAAAAACUUUCUGAAACUUGAGGAUUUUAAUUAUUGAAAUUUUCCCUGUUUUAUAUUAGUUUUAAUAUUUAUGCAUUAUUCCGUCCUUCAAACAAAAUCCUACCUCUAGUACUACAACUACUUAAUGUCAAUUAAACUAGAACUUUCCCCUCUACUUCAACUGCUAUUGCUCCUAUUUCUACUUUCUUUACUACUUUGACUCAUACUUCUUUUAUUCUCAAACUACUUCUACUGCUGACAUGACUACUAGUAUCACGACUUGACUUCUUAUCAUACUACUUCUAGUACUACAACUUAAACUUAUGCCACUUCUCACCUUCCUGCCUUUUAAGGCAAUUUCCUUCUUCAUUCAAACUUUGUGCAAUUUUAGACAUUUUUCUAGCCUCUUUCAGCAUGAAUAAAAUUUCCUUUUAUAGAGCAUAUUCAUACUAUUUGUCCUUCAACCAAUUAAUCAAUUAUCCAACUUACAUUUCUUUCUCACCCCUUCAACAGCUUUAACAUUUAUACCUUUCUCCAUGUUUUAUUAGCAGUUUAGCAUUGCUUUUUCAGCUUUCAGCACUCAGCAUUUCCACGCAUUUUCUGCAAGGAAAUGCAAUUUUUCUAGUAUUAUACUUAACACUCUCCCCAUACGUUUCUUUGGACCGCUUCUCCUCCUUCAAACUUUGUCCGAUUUCAACCGUUCAAACUUUAAACUAUUCCACUCCAUCAGGACAUGAUGGCUAUUACUUUUCUCUUUUCUACCCUUUAUACUUUUUAUUAUUUUUCACUUUUUGUCUCAAACUUUUUUUCCCAUAGAAAUGAAUGGGGAAAUCUUCCAAUUCUUCUUUUUCUUCUUCCACCUUCUAAGCCUUAUAACUUCAGCAUACUUUCACCUAGAGACCUCAUUUUUGCUUUAAAAUGUUCAUUCACUUGUCGACUAUUGAUGUUGUAUUAACUUUUUUGUGCUAUCUUCUACAGUUUUCCCACAAUUUAGCUUUAAGCAACUUGUGGUUUUCAGCAAAUUUCAAGCUUUAUAAUGGGUGUGUAUUGGAGAGGCUAGAGUGAUGAUUUGAAAAGCUAGAGUGCAGACCUCGUCUCUGAUCGACAGAACCUCGCUCGAAUAUAUCGCUCCCACGCCCACAAAUCUCACUCCACAGCCAUAAAAAAUACAUCAAAAUGGAGGUAUAUGUGUCCUGCUUCUCACAAAAGAGGUUUCAAAUCAUUAAAUCGUACCCCUUGGCCAGCAGGUGACCAACUGUCCAAAUAGGCGGAAAUCUCUCCCCAUUAGACCUAAUGUAUUUCUUCUCCAAGAAAAUCCUUAUCCCCACUCAGGCUCAGACUUUUUUAACUCGCUGUUGUGGCCACAUUUUUCGGAGUACAGACAUGAAAAACACAUCAUUGUGUUCAUGAAGGACGGAGGAUUCGUACGAUGUUCUUAUUUUCAUUCUGGGACUUAAGGAAAUCACGCUAUGUGAAGAAGUUCAGAGGCUAUAAAUCCUCUGCAGUUCAGCACCUCUCAGUCAAACAGUAGGUCAGUGAUUUGCCUUUGAUCUCACAGCUGUUUAGGAUGCAGUCAUUAACGAGACACACACACACACACACACACACACACACACACACACACACACACAUUCUUGUACUUGUUGCUUUGUCAGGUCUACCUUGCAGUUCAGCUGCUUGUACACACAGUUAAUAUGUGUCUGCUUCACCACCUAUCUCCACCCACAAACUUUGAGCUACAGAAACCAUUCUGGGCUUGAAAAAUUCAGCUCAUUGAAGAUAUUAUGGGGUGUUUUGAGGAUUGUGAUAAUAAAUUGUAUUAAUGUGUUCAGCAGAGUCUUGUGUUCUCACAAGCUCCUUAUCAUGAAUAUAUACAGAGGAUGAGCGUCAGGGCCUACUUGGAGUCCUGUUUCUUUAGCUUCAAGCCUUCUUUCUCCUGCUAUAGUUAUGCAUCCAAGGUCCCCAUGGCAACCAAUUUGUGCACCUGGAGACACACAGCUGACUGGAAAGCUGCUUCUAAUGGCCAUAUGAGACACAUGAAGCCAGGCUCAGUACACAUAGCACUGGGGAUGACACUUAAAACCCUUUCCUAGAGCGCUUGAAAAAACCUAAGCCCGUAUCUCCUCACAUGACCUUUGACCUACAGAAACCAUUCAGGGCUUUAAAAUUUAAGCUCAUUGAGGACAUUAUGGGGUGUAUUCAGGAUUUAUUUUCAUUUAAAUUUUUCACAUUUUAAAGUCACUCAGUGAUGAUUUAUCAUUUAAUUUUUCAAACUAAUUUAAACUCAUUCAAACUGAUUCAAACCUUUCUAAUACUUCAAAACUGAUACUUGAGGAUUUUUAAGUAUUUAAAUUUUCCAUGUUUUAAAUUAGUUUUAAUAUUUAUGCAUUACUCCAUCCUUCAAACAAAAUCCUACCUCAAGUACGACAACUACUGCUAAUGUCAAUUAAACUAGAACUUUCCCCUCUACUUCAACUGCUAUUGCUCCUAUUUCUACUUUCUCUACUUCACUGCUAUUGCAUACUUCUUUUAUUCUCAAACUACUUCUACUGCUGACAUGACUACUAGUAUCACGACUUGACUUCUUAUCAUACUACUUCUAGUACUACAACUUAAACUUAUGCCACUUCUCACCUUCCUGCCUUUUAAGGCAAUUUCCUUCUUCAUUCAAACUUUGUGCAAUUUUAGACAUUUUUCUAGCCUCUUUCAGCAUGAAUAAAAUUUCCUUUUAUAGAGCAUAUUCAUACUAUUUGUCCUUCAACUUACUAUACUUCUUUUUCACCCCUUCAACAGCUUUAACAUUUAUACCUUUCUCCAUGUUUUAUUAGCAAUUUAGCAUUGCUUUUUCAGCUUUCAGCACUCAGCAUUUCCACGCAUUUUCUGCAAGGAAAUGCAACUUUUCUAGUUAAACUUAUUAUUUUUCUUCCGUACCUUUUUUGGACCGCUUCUCCUCCUUCAAACUUUGUCCGAUUUCAACCGUUCAAACUUUAAACUAUUCCACUCCUUCAGGACAUGAUGCUUGUAUUUUUUUCUUUCUAUCCUUUUAUACUUUUUAUUUUUUAACUUUUUGUGCAAAAAUUUUCCCAUUGAAGUCAAUGGGGAAAUCUUCCAUUCUUCCUUUUAUUCUUCCACCUUCUAAGCCUUAUAACUUCAGCAUACUUUCACCUAGAGACCUCAUUUUUGCUUUAAAAUGUUCAUUCACUUGUCGACUAUUAAUGUUGUAUUCAGUUUUUUGUGCUAUCUUUACAGUUUUUCCACAAUUUAGCUUUAUGCAACUUGUGGUUUUCAGCAAAUUUCAGGCUUUAUAAUGGGUGUGUAUUGGAGAGUUUAGAGUGAUGAUGUCAUCAGCUAGAGUGCAGACCUCGUCUCUGAUCGACAGAACCUCGCUCGAAUAUAUCGCUCCCACGCUCACAAAUCUCACUCCACACCCAUAAAAAAUACAUCAAAAUGGAGGUAUAUGUGUCCUGCUUCUCACAAAAGAGGUUUCAAAUCAUUAAAUCUUACCCCUUGGCCAGCAGGUGACCAACUGUCCAAAAAAGGCGGAAAUCUCUCCCCAUUAGACCUAAUGUAUUUCUUCUCCAAGAAAAUCCGGAUCAUCGCUCAGGCUCAGACUUUUUUAACUCGCUGUUGUGGCCUCAUUUUUCGAAGUACAGACAUGAAAAAGACAUCAUUGUGUUCAUGAAGGACGGAGGAUUCGUACAAUGUUCUUAUUUUCAUUCUGUGACUUAAGGAAAUCACGCUAUGUGAAGAAGUUUAGAGCCUCUAAAUCCUCUGCAGUUCAGCUGCUUCUCAUUCAAACAGUAGGUCAGUGAUUUGCCUUUGAUCUCACAGCUGUUUAGGAUGCAGUCAUUAACGAGACACACACACACACACACACACACACACAUUCUUGUACUUGUUGCUUUAUGAGGUCUACCUUGCAGUUGAGCUGCUUGUACACACAGUUAAUAUGUGUCUGCUUCACCACCUAUCUCCACCCACAAACUUUGAGCUACAGAAACCAUUCUGGGCUUCUAAAAUUCAGCUCAUUGAAGAUAUUAUGGGGUGUUUUGAGGAUUGUGAUAAUAAAUUGUAUUAAUGUGUUCAGCAGAGUCUUGUGUUCUCACAAGCUCCUUAUCAUGAAUAUAUACAGAGGAUGAGCGUCAGGGCCUACUUGGAGUCCUGUUUCCUUAGCUUCAAGCCUUCUUUCUCCUGCUAUAGUUAUGCAUCCAAGGUCCCCAUGGCAACCAAUUUGUGCACCUGGAGACACACAGCUGACUGGAAAGCUGCUUCUAUGGCCAUAUGAGACACAUGAAGCCAGGCUCAGUACACAUAGCACUGGGGAUGACACUUAAAACCCUUUACUAGAGCGCUUGAAAAAACUUCAGCCCCUAUCUCCUCACAUGACCUUUGACCUACAGAAACCAUUCAGGGCUUUAAAAUUUGAGCUCAUUGAGGACAUUAUGGGGUGUAUUUAGGAUUUAUAUUCAUUUAGAUUUUUCACAUUUUAAAGUCACUCAGUGAUGAUUUAUCAUUUAAUUUUUCAAACUAAUUUGAACUGAUUCAAACUGAUUCAAACCUUUCUAAUACUUAAAAAAUUAAACUUAUGCCACUUCUCACCUUCCUGCCUUUUAAGGCAAUUUCCUUCUUCAUUCAAACUUUGUGCAAUUUUAGACAUUUUUCUAGCCUCUUUCAGCAUGAAUAAAAUUUCUUUUUAUAGAGCAUAUUCAUACUAUUUGUCCUUCAACCAAUUAAUCAAUUAUCCAACUUACAUUUCUUUCUCACCCCUUCAACAGCUUUAACAUUUAUACCUUUCUCCAUGUUUUAUUAGCAGUUUAGCAUUGCUUUUUCAGCUUUCAGCACUCAGCAUUUCCACGCAUUUUCUGCAAGGAAAUGCAAUUUUUCUAGUAUUAUACUUAACACUCUCACCAUACGUUUCUUUGGACCGCUUCUCCUCCUUCAAACUUUGUCCGAUUUCAACCGUUCAAACUUUUAACUAUUCCACUCCUUCAGGACAUGAUGGCUAUUACUUUUCUCUUUUCUACCCUUUAUACUUUUUAUUAUUUUUCACUUUUUGUGCCAAACUUUUUUCCCAUAGAAAUGAAUGGGGAAAUCUUUCAAUUCUUCCUGUUAUUCGUCCACCUUCUAAGCCUUAUAACUUCAGCAUACUUUCACCUAGAGACCUCAUUUUUGCUUUAAAAUGUUCAUUGUCUUGUCGACUAUUGAUAUUGUAUUAACCUUUUUGUGCUAUCUUUUACAGUUUUUCCACAAUUUAGCUUUAUGCAACUUGUGGUUUUCAGCAAAUUUCAGGCUUUAUAAUAGGGGUGUAUUGGAGAGGCUAGAGUGAGGAUUUGAAAAGCUAGAGUGCAGACCUCGUCUCUGAUCGACAGAACCUCGCUCGAAUAUAUCGCUCCCACGCCCACAAAUCUCACUCCACUGACACAAAAAAUACAUCAAAAUGGAGGUAUAUGUGUCCUGCUUCUCACAAAUGAGGUUUCAAAUCAUUAAAUCCUACCCUUUAGCCAGCAGGUGACCAACUGUCCAAAUAGUCGGAAAUCUCUCUCCAUUAGACCUAAUGUACUUCUUCUCCAAGAAAAUCCUUUUCCCCACUCAGGUUCAGACUUUUUUAACUCGCUGUUGUGGCCACAUUUUUCGGAGUACAGACAUGAAAAAGACAUCAUUGUGUUCAUGAAGGACGGAGGAUUCGUACGAUGUUCUUAUUUUCAUUCUGGGACUUAAGGAAAUCACGCUAUGUGAAGAAGUUCACAGGCUGAAAUUCACUGCAGUUCAGCUGCUUCUCAUUCAAACAGUAGGUUAGUGAUUUGCCUUUGAUCUCACAGCUGUUUAGGAUGCAGUCAUUAAGGAGACACACACACACACACGCACACACAUUCUUGUACUUGUUGCUUUUUGAGGUCCACCUUGCAGUUCAGCUGCUUGUACACACAGUUAAUAUGUGUCUGCUUCACCACCUAUCUCCACCCACAAACUUUGAGCUACGGAAACCAUUCUGGGCUUCAAAAAUUCAGCUCAUUGAAGAUAUUAUGGGGUGUUUUGAGGAUUGUGAUAAUAAAUUGUAUUAAUGUGUUCAGCAGAGUCUUGUGUUCUCACAAGCUCCUUAUGAAUAUAUACAGAGGGUGAGCGUCAGGGCCUACUUGGAGUCCUGUUUCUUUAGCUUCAAGCCUUCUUUCUCCUGCUAUAGUUAUGCAUCCAAGGUCCCCAUGGCAACCAAUUUGUGCACCUGGAGACACACAGCUGACUGGAAAGCUGCUUCUAGUGGCCAUAUGAGACACAUGAAGCCAGGCUCAGUACACAUAGCACUGGGGAUGACACUUAAAACCCUUUCCUAGAGCGUUGGAAAAAACUUCAGCCCCUAUCUCCUCAUAUGACCUUUGACCUACAGAAACCAUUCAGGGCUUUGAAAUUUAAGCUCAUUGAGGACAUUAUUGGGUGUAUUUAGGAUUGUUAUUCAUUUAAAUUUUUCACAUUUUAAAACUCAGUCAGUGAUGAUUUAUCAUUUAAUUUUUCAAACUAAUUUAAACUCAUUCAAACUGAUUCAAACCUUUCUAAUACUUCAAAACUUUCUGAUACUUGAGGACUUUUAAAAAUUUAAAAUUUCCCUGUUUUAAAUUAGUUUUAAUAUUUAUGCAUUACUCCAUCAUUCAAACAAAAUCCUACCUCAAGUACGACAACUACUCCUAAUGUCAAUUAAACUAGAACUUUCCCCUCUACUUCAACUGCUAUUGCUCCUAUUUCUACUUUCUUUACUACUUUGACUUAUACUUCUUUUAUUCUCAAUCUACUUCUACUGCUGACAUGACUACUAGUAUCACGACUUGAAUUCUUAUCAUACUACUUCUAGUACUACAAUUUAAACUUAUGCCACUUCUCACCUUCCUGCCUUUUAAGGCAAUUUCCUUCUUCAUUCAAACUUUAUGCAAUUUUCGACAUUUUUCUAGCCUCUUUCAGCAUGAAUAAAAUUUCCUUUUAUAGAGCAUAUUCAUACUAUUUGUCCUUCAACCAAUUAAUCAAUUAUCCAACUUAUAUUUCUUUUUCACCCCUUCAACAGCUUUAACAUUUAUACCUUUCUCCAUGUUUUAUUAGCAGUUUAGCAUUGCUUUUUCAGCUUUCAGCACUCAGCAUUUCCACGCAUUUUCUGCAAGGAAAUGCAAUUUUUCUAGUUAAGUGGAAAUGCUGAUAGGCAUUUCCACUUAUUGUUAUUCUCCCGUUUCUUUAUUAUUAUUAAGUGGAAAUGCUGAUUAAGCAUUUCCACUUAUUGUUAUUCUCCUGUUUCUUUAAUCUUAUUAUUUUUAUUCUUCCGCCGUUUUUUGUCACGCUUCUCCUCCUUCAAACUUUGUCCGAUUUCAACCAUUCAAACUUUAAACUAUUCCACUCCUUCAGGACAUGUGUGCUUGUAUUUUUUUCCUUUCUACCUUUUAUACUUUUUGUUUUUUUUUAACUUUUUGUGCAAAAAUUUUAACAUUGAAGUCAAUGGGGAAAUCUUCCACUUCUUCCUUUUAUUCUUCCACCUUCUAGACCUUAUAACUUCAGCAUACUUUCACCUAGAGACCUCAUUUUUGCUUUAAAAUGUUCAUUCACUUGUCGACUAUUAAAGUUGUACUCAGUUUUUUGAUAUCUUGUACAGUUUUUCCACAAUUUAGCUUUAAGCAACUUGUGGUUUUCAGCAAAUUUUCAGGCUUUAUAAUGGGUGUGUAUUGGAGAGUUUAGAGUGAUGAUGUCAUCAGCUAGAGUGCAGAGCUCGUCUCUGAUCGACAGAACCUCGCUCGAAUAUAUCGCUCCCACGCUCACAAAUCUCACUCCACACCCAUAAAAAAUACAUCAAAAUGGAGGUAUAUGUGUCCUGCUUCUCACAAAAGAGGUUUCAAAUCAUGAAAUCGUACCCUUUGGCCAGCAGGUGACCAACUGUCCAAAUAGGCGGAAAUCUCUCCCCAUUAGACCUAAUGUAUUUCUUCUCCAAGAAAAUCCUUAUCCCCACUCAGGCUCAGACUUUUUUAACUCGCUGUUGUGGCCAAUUUUUCGGAGUACAGACAUGAAAAAGACAUCAUUGUGUUCAUGAAGGCCGGAGGAUUCGUACGAUGUUCUUAUUUUCAUUCUGGGACUUAAGGAAAUCACGCUAUGUGAAGAAGUUCAGAGGCUAUAAAUCCUCAGCAGUUCAGCACCUCUCAGUCAAACAGUAGGUUAGUGAUUUGCCUUUGAUCUCACAGCUGUUUAGGAUGCAAUCAUUAACGAGACACACACACACACACACACACAUUCUUGUACUUGUUGCUUUGUGAGGUCUACCUUGCAGCUCAGCUGCUUGUACACACAGGUAAUAUGUGUCUGCUUCACCACCUAUCUCCACCCACAAACUGUGAGCUACAGAAACCAUUCUGGGCUUCAAAAAUUCAGCUCAUUGAAGAUAUUAUGGGGUGUUUUGAGGAUUGUGAUAAUAAAUUGUAUGAAUGUGUUCAGCAGAGUCUUGUGUUCUCACAAGCUCCUUAUCAUGAAUAAAUAUACAGACGGUGAGCGUCAGGGUCUACUUGGAGUCCUGUUUCCUUAGCUUCAAGCCAUCUUUCUCCUGCUAUAGUUAUGCAUCCAAUGUCCCCAUGGCAACCAAUUUGUGCACCUGGAGACACACAGCUGACUGGAAAGCUGCUUCUAAUGGCCAUAUGAGACACAUGAAGCCAGGCUCAGUACACAUAGCACUGGGGAUGACACUUAAAACCCUUUCCUAGAGCGCUUGAAAAAACUUCAGCCCCUAUCUCCUCACAUGACCUUUGACCUACAGAAACCAAUCAGGGCUUUAAAAUUUAAGCUCAUUGAGGACAUUAUGGGGUGUAUUCAGGAUUUAUAUUCAUUUAUAUUUUUCACAUUUUAAAGUCACUCAGUGAUGAUUUAUCAUUUAUUUUUUUAAACUAAUUUAAACUCAUUCAAACUGAAUCAAGCCUUUCUAAUACUCUCUGAUACUUGAGGAUUUUUAAUUAUUUAAAUUUUCCCUGUUUUAAAUUAAUUUUAAUAUUUAUGCAUUACUCCAUCCUUCAAACAGUAGGUCAGUUAAUGCCUUUGAUCUUACAGCUGAUUAGGAUGCAAUCAUUAACGAGACACACACACACUCAGUCAGCCUCCUUCUCUCUAUGAGACCUUCAAGUACACACAGAAAAUAUGUGCAUGCUUGAGUCUCUCUCUCUGUCUAUGAGACCUGAACACACUUUGACCAUGUGUCUGCUUCACCACCUAUCUUCUCUCACAAACUUUGAGAUACAGAGACAUUUAGGGCUUCAAAAAUUCAGCUCAUUGAGGACAUUAUGGAGUCUACAGAGGAUUUCUAUUCAUUUAAAUUGUCCUUAAUUUAAAAUCAUUCUCAUUAUUUAUGCAUUAUUCAAUUCUUCUAAUAAAUUUAAACUCAUUCUUAUUCAAACCUCUCUGAUUCUUCAAACCUUUCUAAUACUUUAGGAUUUUCUAUUAGUUAUAUUUUCCCCACUUUAAAUCAUUUUUACUAUUCAUGCAUAUUUCAAUUCUUCAAACAAAAUCCCACUUCCACUUCUACAACUACUACUUACAUCACUUCUACUUCAACUAGUCUUGCUACUAUUAGUACUAGAAAACAAUUAAAAUGAAUUGAUUGAACCACUGCCUUUCCGUCGUGUGAAGUCUGACAUUUCCGAGUGUCCCUGAACGCCUCAAACAUUUAUACCGUGACCCACUGAUGGCUCGCGCUAACCUUCUCCGACCUCAACGAAGGUGAGUCAGAGCACAGUCUCUCUAACUUCUGAACACGUCAAACGGUGAUUUAACGUUUCAAAUGGCACUGGUUUGAGUUAUAAUCAAUGAAGAGUUCAUUCAUGAUUGAAGUGGUCGAGAUAAUGAGUUGAAAAAGCGUACGCUAACGCUGUUAGCGUCGAGUUAGCGGCGCUAGCUAGCGCCGCUAGCGUCGAGCUAGUUAAAGCUAGCAUACCUUCAGCUGUGAGGCUGAAUCAUUAGCCAGCUGAGCACAAAAUAAAGUGAAUAUGUAAGCCGCUGCGGUACUAUAAAGCAUGCCAAAUGAUGUACAGGCUGUGGAGUUUACUGACAAUGGGACUGACAAGAAUACUCAUAUUGUCAAGUAUUAACUGACUAACUAGCUAACUAAUGACGCUAGCGCCAUUGCUACAGGUUCAGUUCAUUACUGUGACUGAGUCAUUGCUGGGGAACUGGUCUGGAGACGUCAGCUGUUUAGCUCCUGGUCACUUUUUAUCAGCCAUUGUAGAUGUAUUAAAAUAUAGGCUGCAUUUAGCAAGCAUCCAGGUAUAGCACAAAUGUGAGUGGUUUUCCUUUUUUUAUGUGUCAGAAUGGACCUAGAUGGUCCUCUAUUAUUGAAGGUUUUAUUCAUGAUGGGGAUGAUAGAGAUAUUUACAUUGCAAAACAUAAAAUGAAUUCAGUAUUCAAUGUUUAACAAUAUGAAGUUCCAAUUAAUAAAUAUAUUCCAGUUGAAUUUCCCUUUAGGGAUCAAUAAAGUUCUUAUCUUAAUAUGGAGUUGAUGGAUGGAGAGUUAGCUGCCUUGAAGUUGGUGAACCUGCUCCUGGUCUGUCUCUGUCUUGCUGGCUGCUACUGAACUUCACCUUCUACUGUACCUAAUUUACCUUUGAUAACAAGCUGUUAAUUUGGAUAUUGGUGAUGUGCUAACACCACAGCAAAGAUACUUUAUCUGAGGUAUAAGUACUUUAAUACAGUAUGUAUUAUGUGUGACAUUUUCAGCUGCAGCUAACAGCCAGGUGAUCUGUUGGAGCUGUUUAGUUUUCAAUUAGCCCAACUACUGUAAUAAUGUUAGUUUUCUUUAUAGGCCUAUUGUUUUUAAUGUGCUAUCUGUCAGACAACACUAAUGUAUUGUUUCUUGUCUCAAACAAACAGAAGAUACAUCCUCACCAGUGCAUUUGUUGGUAAGUAUAAGUGUUUUGACCAAGACUGACAACAAACAAAAUAAAAAUAACUGGAUUAAUGAUUAGCUUAAUCCUGUUCAACAACAUGUCAUUCAAGAUAAUGUACAACAUAUGAUGCAUUUUUCAAGUACUGAGUUUAAAUUGAUAUGAAAUGUUGAUCUAUCUGUAACACUGUUGUAUAUCCUAUAUGAAAAUCAUAGAUGGGAUACAGUUUUUUCCUAGAAGACAAUAGUGUGCUAACAAUAUUACUACACUACUGAAUUAAUUUAUUUAAAAAAAUGCUGGCAAAAGUCUGAAUCUUGAUUGUGACAAUAAUUAAGUGAGAAAAUCAUUCAGAUAAAUUUUGAAGUGUUUUUUUGUAGUGUAUUAAAAAGUCUCUUUCCCUCCCUCUCCCCCCUCCUCCUGCCUCAACUUGUCCUCUGACCUGGGCGAAAAUCCCUUCCAACUCUGAAGUGUAAGUUCACGCUUACAGUCAGGUCCAUAAAUAUUGGGACAUCAGCAUAAUACUCAUCUCUCUGGCUGUAAACACCACCACAGUUGACUUUAAAUGAAACAAACAAGAUGUGCUUUGACUGCAGACAUUCAGCUUUAAUAUAUGGUUAUUUACAUCCACAUUAGGUGAAAGGUGUAGGAAUUAAAACAGUUUGUAUAUGUGCCUCUCACUUUCUAAGGGACCAAAAGUAUUGGGACAAACCAAAAAUCAUACAUCAAACUUUCACUUUUCAAUAUAUGGUUGCAAAUCCUUUGCUGUCUAGGACAGAUAGAUACACCAGACGCUCGGUUUCACCCCUAGUGUUGCUCUGCCAGGCCUCGACUGCAACUGUCUUCAGUUCCUGCUUGUUCUUGGUGCAUUUUCUCUUUAGUUUUAUCUUCAGCAAGUGAAAUGCACGCUCAAACGGAUUCAGGUCAGGUGAUUGACUUGGCCAUUUCAUAACAUUCCACUUAUUUGCCCUACAUCGUGCACCUGAUUUGGAUGUAAAUACCCUUAAAUUAAAGCUGAAUGUCUGCAGUCAAAGCACACCAUGUUUGUUUCAGUUCAAAUCCAUUGUGGUGGUGUUUACAGCCAGAGAGAUGAGGAUUGUGUUGACGUCCCAAUAUUUAUGGACCUGAUGGUAUAUAUAUACUUAUUGGGCAAUCACUUAAAUGUUACAUUUUUGCUCUGCAGUUUAUAAUUAUAUUUCACUGUUUUGUAUUUCACCUCAAUAACUUGCAUAAGAAAGUAAAAAGUGAAGAGGUCCUUCAUUGUGUUUGUGCAUUUUCUCUCCAUUGUAACAAACAUUUUUUACAGGCCAAGGGAGCUGCAGUAACAUCCUUUUACUAAUCAAGUGCCACAAAUUGUAGACUUUGAUAAGAAAUGAGAAAACUAAUGAUCCACAGUGAAAAGUUGUGAUUGCAGUAAACUAUAAGAUGCUGAUUUUUUUGCAACUAAAUUUAUUUACUUUUUGUCCCUGUCUUUUCUCUCCUGAACUCGAUGCUAUCUCUACUGCUGGCCCUAUUCAGUGUUGGCGACUCAGCUGUAAGUUCACAAAUAAAGUAAUUUAAAAAUGUUUACACUGUUACUUUUUUAAACAUAUCAUGUAAAAACCUGACAUUAUGUACUUAUUUGACAAACUGCAACACAUUUAUUGUAACACAAACCAUUUUAAAUAACACUUAAUUAAUUUUGCCGGCUGACUACAGUUGAAACUGCAAUGCAGUGAGAUACAAUUAAACUAAAAAUCUCUUGUCUCUAUUUUUCCAUUUUCCUUUUUGCCAACUUUGUCCUGUCUCCAAGUGCAGACCGCUUUGUGGCGACUCGACGUAAGUUCACACAGGAAUUACAUUUCAUGAGUAAUACAGUGUGCCAUUAUUCAACACAUUAUGGACCCCUCAUCAUGUCCUAACUUAACAAUUUGUUUCCUUUGAUUAUGUAAUACUCACAGUUGGAAAUGAACAGCUUGAAUGUAAUAUGCAGUACACUUAUUUGCAUUUCAUUUCCAAUCCCUGGAAAGCAAUUUAUUACUAUUAGAUUGUGGAGUUGGAAUUUUUUAACGAUGAAAAUCCAAAUAAUUACUAAUUGAAUGUGAUUCCCUCCUUUGUGCAUCUCUCAUAUUAAAAAAAACAAGCAAAUUUAAUGUUCUUUAAUAUGGAAUAGACAAUCAUUAUUUAUGCAGCCAUUGAUUUAUUUUAUUAUUCAUUUAAUCCUAUGUUUAGAUAUGUGUAUAUCCUUCUAAGGUACCUUGCAUGCUUCUGUUUACAGCUCAUGGAGGUGCUUGGCCUCAUUACUACUUUUUACAUUGUUGGAAUACUUAAAACACAGUAAAGGAAAUUACCUUCUCCAAAAUACAUAAUAUUUUAUCAGCAGAGUAAUCCAUUGUUACUUUUGCUUAGCAGGACAUGGUUAUGAACAUUAUAAAGGGAACUUAAAGUACUUAAAGAGUCUAAAAUACACAGGGAUAAUAGAACUUUUUGUAAAAUACUUUGAGGUCCUAAAUUUAAAAAGGUGGCUCUGUGGUUGGAUUCAAGUUUGACUCACUGGAGGAUGUGGUGGAGAGAUGUACUGUGAGGAAGGUGGAGGCUAUUCUAGAGAACAUGGCUCACCCACUUCACAACACCUUGGUGGACCGAAAGGCCUAUGGUGGUGGACGGCUCCUCUCUCUUCGCUGCAGGAAAAAAAGAUUCAAAAGAUCUUUUGUACCCACAGCCAUGAGACUCUACAAUUUAAAUAGUAGAUGACUUUUUCAGACGUGACAAAUGAGACUAUAGACAAUUGAAUUUCCCUUAGGGGAUAAAUAAAGUUCUUCGUAUCUUAAAUUAAUUUUUGAUUAACUAUAAUGAACACUUUGGAUUUUUAGUCCUUAUUAAUUUGUUUGAAGGGUUAUCGAACAAGACAAUGGUCACUUCCAGCUUUUGACUCAACUUGACUUUUGAUAGAUGUAUAAUUGAGGACAGCCACUUGAUGGGUUGAGUAAAAGUACAUUAUGAUGCCAUUAGCUUUGGGUGGAUGUUGGUUUAUUUUAUUUUAUUUCUUUAAUAAAAAGGGAUUAAUGUUUGUUUCCAUUGUGUCUUACAGGUAUCCUGUCCAGUCUCCCCACUCUCCCCUAUCAUUUUGAUCGCUCUGUCUUUCCUGUCUCCUCUACCACUCUGUCUGAUUGAAAAGCACUCUGUCUUGUGUCCCCCUUUCUUCUAUCCCUCUGGCUAAGUUUUGGACGCUCUGUCUUUCCUGUCUCCUCUACCACUCUGUCUGAUUGAAAAGCAACUCUGUCUUUCUAUCCCCCUUCUAUCCCACUCUGACUCAUUGCAGAACUUUUCAGAACUUUGCAGAACUUUUCAGAACUUUGCAGAACAUUUCAGAACUUUGCAGAACUUUUCAGAACUUUGCAGAACUUUUCAGAACUUUGCAGAACUUUGCAGAACUUUGCACUUUGCAGAACAUUUGAGAACCUAUUUUGAGAACCUAUUUUGAGAACCUAUUUUGAGAACCUAUUUUGAGAAACCUUUUGAAACAAGCAACCUUUCUUUGAGUCAAAACUUUUGAAACGGAAGUACAUUUAAUACAACCGCUAUUUUGAAAAAUCCCUAAUUUUGCACAAGUCUGAUUGUUGUUCUAGGUCCUCCUCUCCUGUCUGUGAAUCCAGAGUUUCGCCAGAAGACGUGUCGUCAGCUACACCACAUCUGCAUACCUGACUUUGAAAGAACAUAAAAACACGUUUUAUAUAGAAUAUUUGAGUUGCAUAGUAUUUCAAACACAAAGUUCUAAGAUUAAAAAAUUGUUGAUUUGUGUUUUUUCUUCAAACAUUUACAUAGUCUUGCCUAGGAUUUCCUUAGAAAACAUUUGAUAAACUAUUGUUGGUAUACACACAGUUAUAAAUUAGAUUUUUUGGAGACUAUAAGAGCUGUAAAUAACGUCCUCUUGAAGAAAUAAAGCAUUUUUGUCUAUACUGGUGCUUAUCAGUAACUUUUAAUUGUUGCAUAAACACAUUGUUGUGAAAGAACAGUUACAAUGCCAAGGAAGAGUAAGAGGUCACAGGUUGCAAGCCAGCGCUGGCAGAGGUUUCAUGACAUUGACCGUGUGAGUACUGAACAAGCAGAUGGUAUUCCUCAGAGCAGUGGAGAGGUAAAGAGGUCUGAAGUGUCUGAUGCUGUGAAACAGGGAGGUGAAAAUGCAUCAUGUCAACCACAGGUAUCUUAUGCAGACGUGCUUAAGAGGAGACGUGUAAGUGAGUCACCUGCAGCAGGUCCUUCUAACUCUCAUCAGGUGAACUACAGAGCCCAAACUGAAAAGCCAUGCUCAACCCAGGUAUCACAUGCAGACACUGUUAAGAAGGGAAACCACAGUAAUUAUCAGUCUGUAUCAGGCUCUUCUCGGGUAAGAAAUGUUAACGCUGUUAAUCAGUCAGGAGAACAAAACGUCUGUGCGUCACGCAGCCAAGCAUCUCUGAAAUAUGGCCAAUCCAGAAACCAGCAGUGCACCUGUAACUCACUGACAUUUCUAGCAUUCCUGUAUGAGAGUGAACACAUCACCAGAGCAGAUCUGGACCGUGUUUUGGAUAAAGGUGAUGUGAUGUACAGAGAAGUCAGAAAAACUGUUCGUGAUCACGCCCAUCUGACAACCGAUGAGCUCCCUAAAGAGGUUCCUGCACGCAGACACACGCAGAUUUUUGACAAGUCACAGCUGUCUAGAUACGGUACGUUUGGAGAUCCGGAUCCUGGAGCUGUUGAUACCUUUCUGGACCUCGUUUCAGGACUGAGCUGCUUAUUAACAGAUGUGCAGUAUGCUUUGCUGCUAAUGACUUCACUGUGCAUUGCAGUUUUCAGAACCAGAGAUGGCAGGUACGGUUUCUUUGACCCACAUGCUAGGACAGCUAACGGUUUGCCUCUGCUUAAAGCCACACCUACUCCUGGUACCGCUGUCAUGGUAACAUUCACACGCCUCAGUGACAUGAUUGCUAGGCUCAUCAGGUAUCACCACAUAUUGGGCACAGCAGCGUCCUGUCGCUAUGAGCUCAAGCCAGUUGUGUUCUGUGAUGUGAACCCAAGUGAUGCUAUCCCAGCCACAGAAAGUCCAUCCACAACUCCCUCUGUAACAACCACUGUGAUAAAUGAUGACACAAGUGCUCCACAGAUGAACACUGAUGUCCAUGAAAACACUGAAUGUGACAUGGAAACUGAACCAGAACCACUGAUCGACUUCAGCCAGUGUUCUGUCACAUUAACUGGUCCUGAAUCUCUCGCUCCAGAGAUUAACACUACUGUAAGUAAUGACACAUCACAGAAUGUUUCAAUUUUGAUGGAAAUACAAGCUCAUCAACCAGGUCAGAUCAGCAUGAAUUCUGUCACAGAGGAAACUCAAGAGACACAAUCAAAUUUGACACAACCAUUUAUAACUAUCCCUGUUGCCAGUGACAAUGUUAUCCAUGACAUCGCCACUAAACUGUCAAAAUUAAGCAAAGAGCGAAAACUGAAAUUUAAGAGGAGACUAAUGAGAUCUGAAAAGACAUCACAAGAGAAAAAAGAUAAAAACAGUAAAGAGAGAGAAAAGUAUGCUAAGAAUGAAACAUACAAAGCAAAGAAAAAGUCUUAUUCAAGUAAAAACUAUUCUGUCAAUCCUGAAAUACAGACAAAGAAAAGAAAAAAGAUCACAACUAAAUACAGAGAAAGCACAGACUUCAGACUAAAGCAAAAAGACUAUAUGAAUAAGAAAUACAGAGAAAAUGUUGAAUUCAGAGGCAGAAGAAAAGAAUAUAUCACUAAAAAUUACAGAGAAAAUGUUGAAUUCAAAGGCAGACAAAAAGAAUAUAUCACUAAAAAUUACAGAGAAAAUGUCGAAUUUAAAGGCAGACAGAAAGAAUAUUUCAGGAAAAAAUAUUCAGUGGACAUUAAUUUCCGACAGAGAAAGCGAUCCUAUGAUAAUCAUCGAUAUGCAAAUGAUGAAAUAUUCCGUAACCGACACAGACAGCUGAUGAGACAAAUGAUGCGAGACAGGUACAAGACAAAUCUUGCAUACAGGACUAUGCAUAAAAUGAGGUGUGCAUUGAAAAUAUCAAAGAAAUACAAACGGAUAAGUAAACAAACAUGUGAGACUGACAGAGAGAGUGAAAACCCACUUAUUGAAAGUGCCAUAAAUGAUUUCAGAUCACACAUUAAAGCUGGUCCCACCCAUGUUUGCACAGUUUGUCACAAAGCCUCAUUUCCAAACCAGGUGCAAAAGUGCAAGAGGUCCAACUAUGUGAAAAAUCCAAUCAUGGUUUCAGCUUGUCUCAAAGGUCAGUACGUCCAUGAUUGUAACGAUGACUGCAGAAAUAAGUGCACUGUCCCUGAUGAGAGAAAGACUGAGUGGAUUUGUCACACCUGCCAUGACCAUCUGAAAAAUGGAUCCAUGCCCAAACUUGCCAUAGCAAACAACUUGGAGCUUGCUGACAUACCACCUGAGCUGUGUGACCUCAACAUACUGGAGAGACAUCUGAUAGCAAAGUGCAUAACAUUUGCCAAAAUCAUUCCUCUUCCCAAAGGCAGACAGAGAGCUAUACAUGGUAAUGUUGUAUGUGUUCCCUCUGAAGUCCAGGAAACAAUUCAGGCUCUACCCAGAUUGAGAAAUGAAUCUCAGGUGAUGAGAGUAAAACUGAAGAGACGUUUGAGUUACAGAGGUCACCAUCUGUUUCAGACUGUUACCUGGUCCAAGCUAGUGCAGGCUCUGCAUAAACUGAAAGAGAUACACCCCCAGUAUGAAGACAUCACUAUUAGAGAUGAGGAGGAGUUAUGUGACCCCACACUUCCUGAUGAUGGUGAUGAGGAUGAGGAUGAGGAUGAUGGUAAUGAUAUCACAAUGAAUGAUGAUGACUAUGAUGAUGAGGAUUUGAUGGAAAUUGAUAGAAUUGAGGCUGCUGCCAUGUAUGAGGCUGAAACUAACAUUGAAACUGAGGAUGAGAACACAGAGCUGUGUGAUAAAAGUCAGACCCAGGACAAUGAUGAUCAGACACAACAAAAGGAUUCAGACGUGCAUAAUGGUGGUGUUGUUUUGGAGUCGUGCCUUCAGCCACGUGAUGUUUCUGAGGAGAUAUUGUGUUUCAGUGACUCUACAUACUCAGUAGCUCCAGCAGAGAGAAACAAUCCAGUCAGUUUUUUCAAAACACCCAAAUUAGAGGCCAUGGCGUUCCCUGUUCAGUUUCCCACUGGUGAGAAUACACUGGAUGAAAACAGACCAAUGAAACUAUCACCCAGUAGUUAUUUUAAAGCAAGGCUCUUUGGUGUUGAUGAUCGCUUUGCCAGAGAUACCAACUACCUGUUCUUUGCACAGUUUGUGACCGAAAUACACUUGGCUACCUCCAGCAUGUCAAUUCAGUUACGCAAAGGCAAACCUUUGACCAGAGAUGGACGUAAAAUAACAUCCAGAAUGUUGAGAGACAAAUAUGAAGUGGAGAGACUGGUGAGAAACAGAGAUGCUAUCAGAUUUAUGCAGCCGCUCAGAGGAACACCAGCCUACUGGGACAAAACUACAAAAGAUCUGUUUGCUAUGAUCAGACAGUUGGGCAGUCCUACGUUCUUUGUCACAUUUUCUGCAGCAGAAAUGCGUUGGCCUGAGGUGAUUAUUGCAAUAAAAUCACAACAAGGUGAGGAGGUGAAUUUUGAAGAGCUCGACUGGUCCACAAAGUGUGACAUUCUCAGAAGCAAUCCUGUGACAACGAUGCGCAUGUUUGAUAAGCGUGUUGAAGCACUGUACAGAGAUCUGAUCAUGUCUCCUGCACAACCCCUGGGCAAAGUUUUUGACUUCUUUUGGCGUCUCGAGUUUCAGCACAGAGGAAGUCCUCAUAUACAUGGUCUUUUGUGGGUAGAAGGUGCACCUGUGUUUGAGAGAGACUCUGAUAAAACUGUGUGUGACUUUGUGUCCAAACACAUCUCUGCUCAGCUCCCUGACCCAAAUAAACAGCCUGAACUGUACAAAAAGGUCAAAGAAGUGCAAAUACACAGUAAGAACCACUCAAAGACAUGUUUCAAAAGUGCAAAUUCUGGAUGCAGAUUUGGAUUCCCAAAACCACCCUCCAGACAGACAAUGAUAACCAGACCUGUGGGUGAUGAUGAGGAGUCAGAGAGACUUAAGAGAGCCAAAGAGAAACUUGCACCACUGAAUCAGCUGCUGAAUGAGACACAAACUGAAUCCAUGAGUUUUCAACAGCUCCUGUCUGUCUGUGACUUAACCGCUGAUGAGUAUGAGAAACACAUGAAUGUGAUGAGUCAGUCCAGCAACAUCAUUCUGAAGCGUGAGCCUAAAGACUGCUGGGUAAACACCUACAACCCUCACCUGCUCAAAGCUUGGGAUGCAAACAUUGAUGUGCAGUUCAUUCUCAGCUACUACAGUCUGAUCCAUUACAUAUGUACGUACAUGUGUAAAAGUGAGAACUCUGUGAGCCAGUACCUGCAAACACUCAUUCAGAACUCCGACAGAGAAUGUGUCAAUGAAUGUGAUGAAAUGAAAGCGGUCAUGCAGGCGUAUUCCAAAAAGCGAGAAGUAUCAGCACAAGAAGCUGUUGCCCGAGUGACUUCACUGAACAUGAAAAAGAGUUCACGCAGUGUGGUUUUUGUCCCAACUGAUGACAACCCAGUGAAAAUGAGUCUGCCUGUGUCAAGCCUUGACAACACAACACCAGACAGCUUGAAUGUGUGGAUGACAUCCUUAACAGACAAGUACAAAUCCAGACCUGAAUCACCAGAGUUUGAAGAGAUGUGCAUGGCUGAUUUUGCGUCUACCUGCAGACUGGUGUAUGGACAACAGACCAAGGGCAAGAAAGUGGUACCUUUGCUGAAUGAACUAGGCUUUAUACAGAGACGAGAAAGUGACAACGCUGCUGUCAUCAGGUAUCGCCGCAUAUCCAAAGAGAAAUACCCUGAGCAGUUUUACGGCACAUUGCUUAGACUGUAUCUUCCAUACAGAUCAGACGAUGAGCUGAAAAGACCAUAUUUUCCCACGUAUGAGUCAUUCUAUGAGAGAGGUGUGGUUCAGCUGCCGUAUUCUGACCGACCCCUGAGUGUGAAACUCAUUGUGAAAAGAAACAGAGAGAGAUAUGAAAAAAACAGUGAGGAAAUUGACUCUGCUCUCGAGGACUUUGAACAGAACAGAGGUGUGGUCGAUGAAUGGUGUAAUUUGGCACCUGAAUCUGAACUGGUGAGGUUGGAGUGUAUCGAUGAACUGGAUGCCAGACAGUGUGAAAAUGUCCAAGAGGAUGUACCGGAUUACAGCAGACAAUCAAAUGCUGCUACAGAGGCCAGAGUCAUGA
Messenger RNA from Xyrichtys novacula (pearly razorfish), 53019 nucleotides. The record is from the annotation of a GenBank genome assembly. Lineage: Eukaryota; Metazoa; Chordata; Actinopteri; Labriformes; Labridae.